GCUACUACAGGGGUGGCCAACUCCGAAGUGACUGCGAUCUACUCAGAGAGUUACAAACUGGCAGUGAUCUACCCCCUUUUGGGGGGUUCAGGUCAAAGUUCUUGAGCUUUUUUUUAGGAACGAAAGCCGUUUUUGGGGUUUCAGGUGAAAGAGUUGUUGAGCUCUUUUUUUAGGGAGGAGGAAAGCCCCGUUUUUGGGGGUGCAGGGAGAAAAUGAUGAGCUUUUUUUAAGGCGAGGCAAAGUUGUUGAGCUUCUAUGGGGGGAGCCGGUGAUCUACCAGUGAUCUACCACAGACGUCCAGUGAUCUAGCGGUAGAUCACGAUCUACCUGUUGGACGUGCCUGCGCUACAAGGGGGAAAGCGAGGGGGCGGGCAGCAACCGUGGGGCGUGGCUGCCGAGGAUGGUGCGCCUCGCAUCUCGGCCGGGCGCGCCAGAACUUUUCCUCCUGCGCCAUGUGAUUUCCUCUCUCUCUCUCUCUCCUCCACCCCUUUCCCCCUUCUUUCUUCCUCGACAGCGGGAGCCGCGCAAACUUUUAAAGCCCCCUCCUUUUUUUGGCAAAGGCUGCGGGCAGUGACGACUUUCGGAGGGGUGGCGGCGGCGGAUCUCGCUGGUUGACAUAGUAACUCCUCUCUCUGCUCGCCUCAGUCGGUGUCUGAGGGGCUGCUCGGUUGCUGCCGCCGCCGCCGCCACCGCUACCUUCAUGGACUGCAGCGAGCGACCCCGGCAGCAAAGCGAAGGCGAAGGGCUGCUCGGGGCUUCGCUGCCUCCGCUGGAGCUCCGGCGACCCCGGCUCCUCCUUCGCCAUGGGGACACCGCGCUGCCCGUAGCUGCGAGCGGCGGGCGCGCCAAGCAGCCCAGUCUCCUCCUCGGCGGCGGGAACCCCGGGGCCACUUUUUCUCCUUAUUUCUGAAGGAAAGGCAGCAGCCCCGAGUGCGAGGAGCGCCCCACUCUCCCCCCCUUUGUGUGUGUCAGGUUAUAUAUAUUUUUUUUGGGGGGGGGAUCAUCCUUUAAAUAAUAAUUCGAGGAGAAGGAAACGAGGGGCUUUCUCAGGGACGACGACCCCAUCCAAGAGCGGGGUGAAGAAGCAGCAGCAGCGCCAUGAGCCAAAUUGGCCAGCCGCCCUUCGGGCCUCACGGCUCUCCGGCGGCGAGCGGGGCGCGGAGGAACGACAGCCGCGACUACCUGCUGAUGGACUCGGAGGCGUGUGAGGAGAACUGCACGGCGCCCUACGCUUACUACCCCGCGUGAGUGGCUUUUUCCCGCCAAAGUGAGGGGGUGGGCGCCGCUUUUGGGAGAGGGGUGGAAAGUCAGGCGCGUCUCCCUCACGCGCUGCCCAAACGGCGACGACGACGACGGUGUGGGAAUAGGGCAGAGAGAAGCCAGCUGCGCGCUCUCUCUCUCUCUCAUUUUCGAAACAGAAGAGUUCAAAGGGGGUCGUGUGAAACAGUAGCGGGGUUGCUAUGAGGUCGGGCUGACUCGCUUCCCGGAUCCAGAGAGCUUCCUUCAGGCAGCUCCUCUUGACGCGCGGAGCUUUUCCCCUCACGGAGCUGCACCUGUGGCUUCCAGCUUCCCCCGUUGGGAAAGGGGAAAAGCGCGGGAAGAUGUGGGAGGGCUGGGGGGGGCGAUCCUUAUCUAGGGAGCCUUUCCGCCGUGGGGUUUGAAGGAAGCGGAGGAGCCAACUUCUAGGGGGCGAGGCCCCAUUCGUCCCCCACAAUAAAAUAUCUGAGGCCCCCCCAAAGUUGAUGAGCAUUGCCAUUCGAAUGGUGUGCCAUGUCAUGUGAUCAUGCGGGGCGGGGCUUACCUGCGCCGCCCCCGCCCUCAAUAUUUUAUUCAAAUCGGCACCCGUGGAGGGAAGAUAGGGAAUAGGUGGCAGGCGCUGUUGGUUUCUCUCGUGUAAGAGUGCAAUGGAGUCUGUGUGUUUUUCUCUUCCAGAGAGGCACCCCCAUGGGUGCAGCCAGGAUUUUUGCUGGGGGUGGGUGCAGAAUCUCAGAUUUGUAUUGAUGUUGAUUGAUUGGGGCAGGCAGCCCCUCUUUCCAUCAGAGGGUGGUGUGUGAGAUUGAGGGUGGCGUUAGCUACAGCUAAGAAUUAAAGAUGUGGGCUGCUCGCUGCUCAGCUCUCUAGGUGUGGGAACUGAGAGAAUGAUGGGAUGUAGAAGAUAGCCAAUGCCAUGCCCAAGGGGCAGAGGCAGCCAACCUGUUGUCCACUAGCAGCGGAGUAUUUGGGGCACCCCACGCAUAAGAAUGGAGGCCCCUGUGGGCUGGAUGUGGCACGGGAAGGGCUCCUGCCUGCCUGGCACCCCAGAACUGUUAGUUGCUGCUUGCUUCCCAGCCCCGUUGAAUGAACAGGCAAAGGGAAAACCCACACCAACACACUUGUGUAGUGCCUAUUUACAAGAUUAGGAAGCUCCUUAUCCUGCAUCCGAUCAUGGGUUCCACCUGGCUCACUAUUGCCUACACUGGCUGGUAGCAGUUGUCUGGGAUUUCAGGCCGGGGGCUUUCCCAGCCCUGCGCAGAGAUGAUGGGGAGCUUUCCCCUGCAAAGCAUAAGCACUCCCACAGCUCUUCUUUAACAUGUUAAGAUUUGAGGUUCUGAGCGCUGCUGCUGCUUCCGUCUAGGUUGGUAACCAUUUGAGCAUGCGCCUUCCUGCCCAGGUUUAGGGAUGUAUGUCUGCGGGGAGUAUUUUGGCAAGGGCUGUAAGUGAGCAGCGUAUUUGUGUGGGAAGUGGAAUGUGAGGAAGAGAAUGUAUAUAAAGUGUAUGUCGAAGGAGGGAGGUGACACACAGGGAUGCAGGUGCUUUCUCUCUUGUGAUGAGGAAGCCUGUAUGGCCCUCUAGGUGUUGGCGGGCUCCAACUCCCACCAGGCUCUGCCAGCAUGGGCAAUGGUCAGGGAGGGUGAGGUUUCUGGUUAAGAAACAUCUGGAGAGCCACGGGUUCCCCUAUCCCUGCAGGGUGCAUAAAGAAGGCGACAGUUCUUACACAGGAUUGGCCGUGAGCUUUUUGUUACAGUUACAGGUGUGUUUGGAAGAGGGGGAAUAAGGUGAAUGUGGGGAACUCCUAUACUAUGGCUGGAUGUUUGUCAGGGGCUGCUGUCAAAGGGAGUGUGUAGCUACUCUAGAGAUCCUACGGUGCAGUUCCAUUACAGUGGUACUUCGGGUUACAGAUGCUUCAGGUUACAGAUGCUUCAGGUUACAGACUCCGCUAACCCAGAAAUAGUACCUCAGGUUAAGAACUUUGCUUCAGGAUGAGAACAGAAAUCAUGCGGCGGCAGCGCGGCAGCAGCAGGAGACCACAUUAGCUAAAGUGGUACCUUAGGUUAAGAAUGAUUUCAGGUUAAGAACGGACCUCCAGAAUGAAUUAAGUUCUUACCCCGAGGUACCACUGUACUAGCGUUAAACAUCCUGAGGUCCUUUGUAGGCUAGAAAAGAUUCCAGUGGAAUGAAAUGAAUAACAGUUUCCUUCUAACUAGGGCAGUUACAAAUAAGGGAGGGUGUGUGGGGGUGGGACAGAUUUUUUCCUUUCUCUUGUGCAUUUUCACAUGGAGCAAGACUCCUAAUGUCCACAAAUGAUUGUGAGUACAAACUAAGGGAACAGGAUUCAAAGAUGUGAGCUGAUCUACUUGCUGCAUGCUGGAGGAAGGCUGCAAGGCACCAGGAGUGUGUGAUUGGGUUGCUUUUUUGCCAGCAGUAUGAAGAAUUAAUGGCUCACAGAGGGGUGGUGAGAAAAGAGACCAUCGCUGCUUCGUGGUGACCUGGGGGAAGCCUGCACUCUGGCCAAGGGAAGCUGGAAGAGAGAUCUCUCAGCUGGCAUUGUGGUCACCCAGAUGCCUCUCUGAAACCUCAAACUAUCUGCUUCCCCUCCUCCCACCCCAUUUUGUCUUCUGGUAAUGAUGCAGAGACCUCUUCCCCCCCAGGUUGACACUCAGUGGUUUCUUCCAAAGGAAAAAAAAAAUGUGUGUAUGUGGGGGGGGGGGGGGACACCACCAGGAAGGUGGAAAAGAAAGGGAAGGUGCCCAGAAGUACCUUUAUUGAGAACUCUGUAUUUUCAGUUACAGUGGUACCUAGGGUUAAGUACUUAAUUCGUUCUGGAGGUCCGUUCUUAACCUGAAACUGUUCUUAAUGUGAAGCACCACUUUAGCUAAUGGGGCCCCCCGUUGCCGUCGUGCCGCCAGAGCACGAUUUCUGUUCUCAUCCUGAAGCAAAGUUCUUAACCCGAGGUACUAUUUCUGGGUUAGCGAAGUGUGUAACCUGAAGCGUAUGUAACCCGAGGUACCACUGUACUGUAUUCUUGAGAGGCACUUUUAGGCACAGCCAACCUGAGUCUUUGGCCUCCCACUCUACUGCAGCACACAUACUUGAAAAAGAUUUGAAGAACUGACAAAUUCUCUCCAGAUGCAAUGAGUAAUGCUAUCUCCUGCCUACAGCCCAGUGCAGGAAGUGGAGAGGAAAAAGGAAAUGAUAGAUGCAAAAGGGGAAAAAAGAGGCAUCUCUUUUCAAGUGUCAGAACUAGGAGUUGCUGCGUAACGCUAGUCCGUCUUGGACUCGACAUACGUGUAGGAAGGCGUUGUGUGUGUGUGUGUAAGUGGAGCAGAAAUGUGUAUUUUUGGGGGAAUGGAGGUGGGGAAGAGAAGGGAACCAAAAGCAUCUGUCAGGUAAGUGAAUUAUGCUUCGGGGAAUGUUAAUAAGGGUCUGCUGAGAAGGAGAGAUGAGCGCUCUCUGGCAUGGAAUAUCUGUGUAGGUCCUUGCCAGAGAGUUCUCAUUUCAGCAGACCAUUAUUAACAUCCCCUGAAGCAUAAUCCAGUUAUGCGACAGAUGUUUUUGCUCCCUUCCCCUUCCCAACCAAUAUGUCAACUCUUUUCCCCCAUAGGAGUAGGGGGUAACAUCAGGGGUCCAUGCCACACAUGAAUGGAUCACAACCAGUUGUGCAUGCCUUGUGAAUAUAAGGGAAAGUUGGCCACGAACCACUGCCAUCUGCAACAGUAAUUUUAUUUUGCUAAUCUAUAUGGCAUAUUCCCUCACCCUAGUGUGAUGAUUUUAGUUGGCUAUCCAUCCUAACAACACUCUAGUUAGCAAGACAUACACACUGGUAUUUCCAAACAGAAUAAUCUCUGCAGAGGUUAAAGACUGCUGACAUCAAGCUGUUGCAGACUGCAGCUCAAUAUGCAAAAUUCCUUGGAAAUGUUGACACUUAGUUUGGGAUUUAGGUCACAUCUUCUCACAAAUUUUUGUGUGAAAGAAACUGAGCACAGCACCUCACUUUUCCACGCCUCCUGAGCUGCCAAACCUGGUACAUUCUGGGUUAGCCAGGAAAAUCAGAUUUCAUCAAUUUUGCCUCUGGAUGAGUAAAUCUGAAAGCACCUUUCAGUGUAGCCAAAUUAGAAAUAAAUUAAUGAAGCUAUCUUGAAUGGUGCAUUUGUGUUUGGUUACCUUUUUUUAAAAAAAAAAAUCCAGAAUAUAUACAUUCAAAAUAAUGCAUAGAAAUGUAUACAGAUGUUUAAAGGAAUAGAGUUUCUGAGAAAUUACAUGAACUUUACAUGCUGUGCUUCCUGUUUUUCUGUUUCUUGAUUUGAUGGUGACAACUUUAACUUGUUAAUGCGUUUGAGAGGUACAGUCAUUCCUCCGUGCAGAAUAAGAACUGAUUACACUAUGUAACAUGACAAGAAUCUGAAACAUUCAGUGAUGGCUGUAAGAGGCAUAGUUUCUUCCUCGCUAAUGCUUUCCCUUUGUAUCUUAACUACUUAACAUGAGUCAUUUUGCUAUCCACCUCCUCUGAUUUAUACCACUUAAACUUGCCAAAACCUAUUAACACAGCCUGGCACAGAAUAGGACUGUUGGUAGGAGGCAGCGGUAAUAGAAAAGGAUUAAGAUUAAGGAGUUCAGUGGCUAUAAGUCUACAUAUUAUUAUCACUAUUAUUCGUUUUAUUUCUAUACUAUAUAUUUUUAAGGGGAGGGAACAGGUUGCAGCCUACAUUAAAAAAAUUCAAUACAACAUUUCUGAAUAAAGUCAAGUGUGAAGUAUACAUUCAAAACAACAUAGGUAACAGGAAACUAAAAUAUUAUCUUGAAGAUUUCAAAAUAAAUCUUUGCAAAGGAGGUCAAGUACAGAAUACACAUGGCUAACUUUUUUUUAACUUAAGCAUUUCAAAAGAAAACAUGGCUAAAGGAAGUCAAAUACAAAAUGCACAUUUAAAACAGCAUAAUUAGCAAGAGGAUGAAAUAUUAUAAACACUGAACGUAUCUGCUGCUGCCGCUGCCAGUCCUGCCAAUGGUGGUUCAUGGCGGCUGUGGAAGCUCAGGCUCAAUGACCUGGGUCUUCACUAAGAGACAGCCAAGAUGGUCAUACAUACAUACAGUACAUAGCAUAAAAGAAACUUGAUGAAUAUGAAAACAAACUCUUAACAAAAAAAUUGGUGCGACUAACAAUAAAAGACACCAACAAUAAAACAGAAUCAUAGAUUUUCUUCUUCUUUGGCAAUCACUCGUAGCCGAGUAAGAUUGUCUUCCACAAACACGGUUUUAACAAUGAGUCUGUAAGUGACUGUGGAGGCCAAUUCUGGAUCCACACAUCCUUCCACAGUGGGGACAUAGGUUUCCGGGUGGGAGUUGAUCAUGGUGAGGGUUUGCCAAGCAUGCCUUCCUCCUAGCAUGUUUCUCCCUUGCUUCCUGAGUUCGAGUGUCUUCAAAGCCCGUGACACCUUUGGUAAAGGCUGUUCUCCAACUGGAGCACUCGCAGGCCAGUGUUUCCCAGUUGUCAGUGUUUAUACUACAUUUUUUAAGAUUUGCCUUGAGACAGUCUUUAAACCUCUUUUGUUGACCACCAGCAUUACGCUUUCCAUUUUUAAGUUCGGAAUAGAGUAGUUGCUUUGGAAGACGAUCAUCAGGCAUCCGCACAACAUGACCAGUCCAACAAAGUUGAUGUUGAAGAAUCAUUGCUUCAACACUGGUGAUCUUUGCUUCUUCUGGUACAUUGGCAUUAGUUCGCCUGCCUUCCCAAGUGAUGUGUAAAAUUUUUCAGAGACACUGUUGAUGGAAUCUUUCGAGGAGUUGGAGAUGGCGUUUAUAAGUGGUCCAUGUUUCACAAGCAUAUAGUAAGGUUGGUAGUACAAUAGCUUUGUAAACAAGCAUUUUGGUUUCCCUGCAAAUGUCCCGGUCCUCAAAAACUCUACACUUCAAUCGGGAGAAAGCCGCACUCGCAGAGCUCAGGCGAUGUUCGAUUUUGGCAUCAGUGUUGGCCCUUGUGGAAAGAUAACUGCCUAGGUAGGAGAAGUGAUCGACAUUUUCCAAUGUUACACCAUUGAGUUUGAUUUGUGGUGCUGCAGAGGGGUUACUUUGUACUUGUUGGUGCAGCACUUUGGUUUUUUGGAUAUUGAGUGAUAGGCCAAGCUUUUCGUAAGCUUCUGCAAAGAUAUUUAGGAUGGUUUGGAGGUCAUCCUCUGAGCGUGCACACACUGCGUUUUCAUCAGCAUACUGAAGCUCUAUGACGGAAGUUACAGUAACCUUACUCUUUGCUUUCAGCCUGCUCAGACUGAAGAGCUUUCCAUCUGUUCAAUAUAUGUUUUCUACUCCAGUGAGGAGUUUCCCUUCGACAAAGUGUAGGAUCAUGGCAAUGAAAAUAAUGAAUAGAGUUGGGGCAAUAACACAACCCUGUUUAACACCUGAUCCCACUGUGAAUGGUUCACUUUGAGAGCCAUUGUUAUCUGCGAUCGUUGCAUCAUAUUAUCAUGGAGGAGCCGAAUGAUGUCUACAAAUUUAUCUGGACAGCCAAUUUUCAGAAGGACAGUCCCCAGGGCAUUACGAUUUACAGUGUCGAAAGCCUUAGUCAGGUCAAUAAACGCCAUAUACAGGGAUUGGUUUUGCUCUCUGCACUUUUCUUGAAGCUGCUGAGUGGUGAAAAUCAUGUCCACUGUCCCCCUAGAAGGCAGAAAAGCAUUUUGGGAUUCAGGAAGGGUCACCUCGGAUAUUGUUAAGAGACGAUUUGCUAAGAUCACGGUGAUCUUUAGCAUGGACAGUAACAUAGUCUAAGAGGUGACAUGAGCUUGACCAAUCUGCGGGAGGCAGUGGAAGACAGGAGUGCCUGGCGUGCUCCGGUCCAUGGGGUCACGAAGAGUUGGACAUGACUAAACGACUAAACAACAACAAAAGGUGACAGUGGUUUGACCAAGGAUGCCUUCAUGAAGUUUUAAAUUUAUUUUUCUGUCGAAAGAUUGUGUUGGUAAUAACAAGGUUGUGUGCUGCAUAUAUUGUCAAAAGUAAGAUUCUGUUCUGGUUGCUGUUGCCAACUCCUUCUUUCCGAAUAGUCCCAGGCCACAGAUCGAAAUCUCGCCCAACUCUUGCAUUAAAAUCACCCUGGAGGAUAAUUUUAUCUUCCUUAGGCGUCUCAGAUAGGACAGUAUCCAGCUGAGAGUAAAUUUUUUCUGUAAUGUCUUCAUCGGCAUCCAGUGUUGGUGCAUAAGCGCUUAUAAUAGGAGCCUGUUGGUUUUUGGUGAGCUUUAUUGUUGGAAGGGACCACAAGAGUCUUCUAGACUAACCCCCUGCAAUGCAGGAAUUUUUUUGCCCAAUGUGGGGCUCGAACCCACAAACCUGAGAUUAUUGCGGAGGGUGGUAUAUAAAUCUAAUAAAUAAAAUAAAAUAGGCACAGGUAGAUGAUUUUGCAGGAAUAAAAAAGGGUUGGGGUUUUUUUUGCACUUACUGGAAACAAUAAGGUGUAGGCACUUGUCUAUCAGACACAUGUCCCACAGUUUGGGAAUUGUAGGCAACUGCUGUGAAAUAAAUGGCCUUCAGUAGCCAAUAAAUUAAUUCACCGCAAGGAUGUGACUUGAACUCAACAAAAUCAACUCUCGGGCCACAAGAUCACUGUGAUUUGCAACACACCUUCUUAGAUUGUAAAACUGAGCAAAAGUUGAUGGAACACAUUUUUUACCAGAGUCUCUAGGUGAGCGCCAUUGAUCAUUGUCUAUUGCUAACAGGAGGUUGCUGUGUGUGCUUGCUUAGAGAAAACCUGAGUCAAAAUGACCUACCUCACUUCAUAUCCUUUCUUUUUUCCUAAUCUGGGAGAACAGCCUUCAAGAGGGAAAAGAUCCAUCCAUCCUAGGGCCUGGUUCUCAGAGGCAAUAUACCUUUAACGUGUAGUGAAAUUAAUAUGCUUGUUUUGAAAUAAUAAUAGUAAUAAUAAUAAUAUGUUAUUUUCAGAGUGAGAUGAAAAUAAAUUUAGGUUUGACCCAAAUGCUCAUCAUUUCUCAGACGCAGAAUCUUAACGACUUCUCACCAAAGUUGUAGGAAUAAUAAAAGUUUGUGGGUGUCGAAUGAUUAGCACUUUAAAUGUGUAAAGCAACCAAGUUAAUCAGAAGUAAAAGAUUACUGGGUCAUUCCUCCACCCCAAUUUAUCACAUGGCAUACAAAUGUACAUUUUCUCUCUUCUGCAGACUUCCUACAUAACCAUAUGUUUCCACAUAAAUCCAUUAUAGUUUUCUUAUUAAGUCUAAAAUAACUGCUUAUAAGUUUGUGCACACGUCUCAGGCAGAGAUGUGGUUGGGCUCCAACUCCAAUCACCCCAGACUCACUGGCCAUACUGAAAAGUUGCCUCAUUCCUUACAGACCACAUGUGGCCCUCAAGGUCUUUUUUAGCGGCCCUCUGCAACAUCUGAGGCCCUGCCCCCAGCUCUCACUCUGCUGGGGAAGCAAGGCACUGGACUUUGGGAAGGAAUGCGUGAGGUCCUGGAGUUCCCUUCCCUUCUUCCCAAAGCCUAGUUAGCACAUUCCCAGCUUUGGGGAAAAGGCUGGAGGGUUUGAGGACCCUGCCAGAGUCUUGCAUCUCCUUCCCAAAGCCCAAAUCCUCGCUUAGAUGGAUAUUGACUACCAAAUGACCCUAAAAUAAUAUUACUUAAGCAUAGAACAUAUCAGCUCCUGUUGCUGCCGAUCCUGUCAAUGGGACAAUUAUUUAGUUACACAACCCUUUGGAGGGAUCAAGGGAAAAACUUUAUCACCUGUACAUUCAUUUACCAUUAGCGCUUCUAUUAAGCUGUCUUAAGACUUCCCUAGUUAACACCAGAAAGUCACAUUUUAUUAUGCUGUGCACCAGUAAGCAAUCUGCGUGAAUGUGGAAGGUAUGUUUAUUUCUAUAGGUACAGACAUGUGUCCCAGUAAAUAUACAGUAGCCUGCAGUUCUGCAAGACAAAAAUGUUUCUGGCUGCCACACACCACACACAAACGCUUGUUUGCACAAUCCAAGGAUUGUCAAAGUGCGCAAAGAUGGAAUCCCCAUGCAAGUGCAGCUUUUCCCAUUUUCAGACUUAAGUUCCUGGCUACAUUCACCUUUACAGACACUUCUACACUGCAGCUUCAUUCUGCAACGAAUGAUAAACAGGGUGCUGUUUGCCUGCAAAACAUACUUCCAGUGCCCCAGGCACUGGGGAGGAAGGAUGAAAGGAUUUGAGGGUGAAGUAGUAAUUAGAGGAGGGCAAAUCCCGAGGCUUUCUUAUACAAAUGUGUUUCCUUUAUAUCUUGUUAAACUAAGAUUAAAUUCCUUUUUAUUUAAGAGCCCAGAGAGCCAGCUGGCCUUUGUAUUUAAUUACGCCCACCAAGCAUACAAUUUUACCUGUGUUUGCAGACUGCAAUUCUAUGCUUUAUUAAGGCCAAACAUAUAUAAUCCCUUGAUGGCAACCUGGUGAAUGGUAGUACUUUUUAAUACUGCAUGAAGCAAGAAAGUGGAGAAAUUCAAAUUCAUACAAAUGGAACAGUCCCUGAAGAGGAAUAACAGCUAGGAGGCAUAGGUAGCAAAUGAGUGGGGCCAAAUGUCCCAGUUGUACUAAAUGUGCCAUUUUUUCUAACUUCUCCGGCACGAUACCAUGAAACCUAGAUUACGCUUGCAAUGCCAAACACAGGUAAAGGUAAAAGGACCCCUGACCAUUAGGUCCAGUUGUGGCCGACUCUGGGGUUGCGGCGCUCAUCUCGCUUUAUUGGCUGAGGGAGCCGGCGUACAGCUUCCGGGUCAUGUGGCCAGCAUGACUAAGCCGCUUCUGGCGAACCAGAGCAGCGCAUGAAAAUGCCGUUUACCUUCCCACCGGAGCGGUACCUGUUUAUCUACUUGCACUUUUUGGCGUGCUUUCGAACUGCUAGGUUGGCAGGAGCUGGGACUGAGCAACAGGAGCUCACCCCGUUGCGGGGAUUCGAACCGCCGACCUUCUGCUUGGCAAGCCCAAGAGGCUCAGUGGUUUAGACCACUGCGCCACCGGUUCUUUAAAUCCAGGACAGUGUUAUAGCCAGCCUCCACAUUACAGAGGGCUGCUUACGAUUAUGGAGAGCAUCAUGUGCGGAAAGGAGCUCUGUAGAGAUUGCUGCAUGGCAAGAGGUUAUGUGCUUGCCUUUUUGGGAAGGAUGAAAUGUUGCUUUGGUGCUUGAAAAAAAUUGGUUGUGUGGAACUGAACAGAGUCAUUUCCAGGGAAGGGAAGGGCCAUAGCCCACUGGGAGAGCAUAUGCUAUGCAUCCUCACCCCCAAAAACAACUGGACAGGAAGGUGCACAUUCUUAAAUCUUAAGUGCCAAUCGUAAUUGUUGGGGAAGACCUCAUACACAGAAGUUCCCAGGUUCACGUCCCAAGAUCACCAGAUAGUAGGAAAGACCUUCUGUCUGGAACCCCGGAGAGCCACUGCAUAAGAUUCUUAAUCUCAGGGUGAUGGUGGUUUGAGCCCCACCUUGGGCAAAAGAUUCCUGCAUUGCAAGGGGUUGCAUUAGAUGACCCUUGUGGUCUCUUCCAAAUCUACAGUUCUGUAAUUCUGUGUUGUGUACAGAAUUAGACAGUGCUGAGCCAGAUGAGCCAAUGGUUCCCAUGAGUCCUUCUCCGGCUGCUUUUUAGAAGACCGUAUUGCUGAAUGAGCUGCACAUUGCAGCAAUUCACAUCCAGUGAAGCUAGGAAAUACAGCAAAGGCGUUGUGCCUGAUUUAACAAACAAACCCACGUAGAAAACACACCCUUCCAAAAAACUUUAUGAAAGAAAAUGAAGCUACCCAAGUGACAGGGGUGCAAAUGGAGCAGAUUGGCUCCAUUUGUGAUGCCAUAUAGAGCUAUCCAGGGGUUGCCAGAGACAUCUGCACAUCCAUAAUGAGAGAGAAAAAUAGUGAUUGUACCCUAAUCAGCUGUUUGGAGUCAGGGAGGUUGUUUGCAGCCACACCCACAUUCCAGCAGGUGAUGAGAGCUGUUAGCGUUUGCAGCUUCGCCAUCUGUUUAAUGCUGAGGCUCAGCUUUAAUCUUGGUGUUUUGGUUUUCUUUCAAAAAGAAAAGAAAAAAAUAGAAUGGAUGCUGUAAUUUAUGGUAACAGCACAGAUGAGUGCAUUCUGCAAUCAAGUUCAGCCACAACAUAAAAUUUGUUGGGGGGAAAAAGCUUCCCAUUAACUCUGCCAUUCUUACAGCUAAUUCAAAAUACGCCAUGCUAAAAGGUGGGAUCCAUGAAUGCUACAGUUGCUGCAUUCAAAGAUACUGAAAUCUUUCAUUCCGAGAAAUAAAUUUUCAUUUGCUGUUGGGAUUUGUUUUCAGCAUACAGAGGCUAAAUUCUCAUGUCAAUAAACCAUACUUUAGCAUAGCUUUGCUCAACCACUCAGUUUUGGACUGAACGGACGGGACCAAUGGUGGAUCCAGCGGUCAAGAAGGCAGUUUCUGCACAUGCUGUGUAGAGGGUGUCGGAGAUUCCAUACGACCGAGCUGAAAUGGCUCUCCCCCACGACGUACGUCGGAAUCCAUCGAGGCUCUCUUCCAACGGUGAUUAACAACCUAAGCCUUUAAUGAGGCUUCAGGCACGUUCCCUCAUUACGCAGAGUAUCCAAACAGCAGCAGAAGAGCGAGAAAUAUAUGCUAGGUUUAUUUCUAUCUAUGCAGGACAGAAAAGAAUAGAAUAGACAUCUGCUCUCAGAGUCAGUGAAGAACUGGGAGAAAGAAACAGGAAACCAGAAACAUCAACAUCUGUCUCCUGUCUCCUGUGAGAGUUCCAACAGUCUGGAAUGUAAACAGAGUCUUGUGACUCCAAAAACUGCACAGUGGCAUAACAGAAAUCUAACAGAGGGAAGUGAAGGGCAGAUGGGGCCUGUCAACCUGGGAAGAUAGCCCAUCUAGGAGAAGGAAAACUCUGACCCUAAACCUCCUCUGCUUUGUGAGAUAUCUUAGGGAGAAGAAAAAGCUCAGGAGUAAACCCUACACAAAUCUGGGGUGGAAUCCCUAAGAUGGUUGGAUGCCUGCAUGCCUCCUUCUGGCAACUCCUGCAGCCAAGCUGGUGCCAAACAUGUUGCUCUGCUUUCCUUUGGACCACAUCAGUGAGGCCAAGAGGGAGGUUUUGUUGUCUGGGCAGUUCAGGACCUCCAAACAAACUGCCCAGGCUUGCGCCCAGCGGUGGGGGUGUGUCACUUUGGUGCUGUUAACGCAGCGGUUUGACUUCACCCUUGGAAGCAUACUCCAUUGUCUCUCAAGACAGAUGGAUGCCAGUAACAACAAUUCCCAUCAUUCACUGUUGUCUGCUAUGACAAUUUAAAGAACUAGCCUAGUUUGCAAUGCAAAACAAUCAGAGUACAGGCCUUCAAACAGGAACCAUCUUUAUGCUGCAAUCGUAUAUUCAUUCAUUCAUUCAAUGUCCAUCAGUCUCAAUGUUUAACUUUGGCUGGAUCAUGAUAUGUCAGCAUCAGCCCUCUAUUAAUUGCAAUUAACAAAUCAGGAGAGAGAAGUGACACCGCUGCCUUUCUUUAAAUAAUUCCAUAAAUUGUCUUUAUUUUCUUAUUCCAUUUCUUUUUCAUUUUAUUGUCAAACAGAAGCUUCAAUUCAUAUAGGCAAAUAAGUAAAGGUCCCAGCUGAGGUUGGUUUAACAUUUUUUAUUAAACACUUUGGUUUCUACAGUAGUACAGCUGGGGUUUCAAAUGAAUGCUUGGAGCCAAGGUGAUACAAAAAUUAGAAGAAAAAUGUAAACAGAAAGAUGUAAACAAUCCAGUACUUAUUUUGAUGAUGAAAACUGCCUGCCAUACAAUCCCAGUAUCCUCUCUCAGUUCAUCAUUUCACUAAAUUGCAUAAAUUUCCAAGGACUAGAAAAACCUGUAAGUGACUUCCUGGCCAACAGCUGUAUUACAUUAUCUUCCAGUACUGAAAUUACACUAUAGCCUCAGUUGGGAAUGAAAUAAAUCUCUCUCUCUAUCUCUGUACGUAAUGGGGCAAUUCCAUAGGAUAAUGAUUGCUAACAUAUAUAAUGGAUAUGUGUGCAUAUAAUCCCAAACUAAUGGGAUGGAACUAAUGGGAUGCCAUGGAACAGAUGCUCAAAAACUCCACAAUAAUGCCACACCUUCUGCCAUUGGCUGAUUGCAGAUUUUUGCAGCACUAAGCACUAUAUGCUCUUAUGAGUAUAUUCCCCCAUCCUGUUCUAGGUUAUGGUAUAGUUCGAGAACAGUUUUACCAUGUGCUGGAAGUCGUUUGUCCAGAGAGCCUUUCAAGUGAGGCUUUGAACCCAGAUCUCAGCAGUCCAACCUCCCACACUGCAGGUAUUACCCCUCAAUAGCCGUUGGUCUGCCUAGAGCAGAAAUAGCCAAAAUGGUGUCCUGCAGAUGUUGUUAGACUAUGACUCCCAUCAUCCGUUGUCCAUGUAAGAUGAGGUUGAUGGGAGUUGUAGUCCCAACAAUAUCUGGAGGGCACAGAAAACCUCGUCAGGAGGAUCUCUCAACAAACUGAGUGGCCUUGGGCAUCUAGCUGCUUCUCCACCUGACAUAACUCACACAAAGGUUGCUGUGAGAAAGGUUGCUGGUACCUAUCAGCAUCAACAAUACUAGGCUAAGUGGCCAAUGGUCCUCAUAAAAGUCAUCUUUUUAGGUUCAUCGACAACUCCAGAAGUUCCAUCCCUCCGUAGAGCUGCACCUUCAUUACCUGUGCUAGUAGUAUGCCUAUCCAAGUGCUGUCAAGAAAGAGGCAGAAGGCUUAGUGCUCCCUGAAGAUCCUCAGUUAUGUAUGGAUCCAGUGUCAGGAAUGGAUCCAGCUAUUAAUCUGAAACUCUGCUAAGGGCCACCUUACAGAUUCAUGUUAUUCUUAACAUGGAAACUACCUGAAGCCUGCUUGUGAAUACCUAAGAGAGUGAGAAAACGGCCAAGAUUGGAGUAUUUAGCUAUAUGGGAUAGCUGUUUCUAACUCUUUGUCUUCUUUACCUAUAAAACAAGCCCUCAAUUGUACAAUAUAAGGAGGAGAUCGAUAGUUAAUAAAAAAAAUGCUGCAAUACUUUGAAUCUCAGAUAUUUCGAAAGCGUGGCGCUAAUUGCAGUUACAUUCUCUGAAUAGUGCCCUGCUAAACUCUGUGGAACAUUAAUGCACAAAUGGUUUAUAGGACAACUUGAAAAACUUGUCUGGAGCAACAGUAAUUUGUAGUCAUAUUUCUGCAUGGCUGACUUUCAUUUCCUCAUAAAUGCUAAAAUAAUGAAUCAACUUUGAGCAGAAAAUGUAAUUAGCUUGUUCAGAAAAUAUGGCCAGUGUUACUUUUCAGUUAUCAUACAGUGGCCUCCGUCUCUGUAUAUUUUGCCUGACAUUUUCACUCAAGCCUGCAAGACUUGAAUCUUGCACAGACCCCAUUCAUUUCGAAAGGGUUUGGUGCAGGAGACCUUAUUGAAAGAGCAUGCCCGAGAUAAUAAUUCUUCAGGGAGCUGGGUGCUGAUGUUGGCUUUCGGUGUUGCAAGUUGUUUGUGUGACCACCCACCCUAAUAGAAUUUAAUAAAUCUGGCAAGGCCAUUAUGGCAAAUUUAGCAAGCCUGUUAGAGGAGUUUUUAAUAGUUUUACACAGUAAUUGUAAUGAACGAUGAAAUGAUACGUUACAAUAAACCCUUCUUAUUGUAAUGCAUAUCCAUAGUUCUCAUUACUGUAUUUCAUGUCUGGCUAAGGGGAAUGGGUGCAAAGAAGAAAUAGAAGAGUAAUACUGCUGCUUUCCAGUAGUGCCAGGCAGAGGCUGUUGGUUGCCUUCAGUGUCUAUUGUGCAGAGUUAUGCUUCUUCUUGUACUUUUCAAACUCUUCUGCAGACAAGAGGAUUUGGGCAACUGAAUGUUCUCAUACAGGUGAGAACCAGCGCAGUGUUGUGAGGGUUUUGGACUAGGACUCAGCUACAUUCGUAAAAAAAACCCAGCGUUUUAAAUGCGUUAUACACUUGCAACACCAGAUGGCACUGUAGAGCACAAAACUUUUCUAUGCGAUUUCACAUACCGUUUCCCCCCCUUUUGCUAUAACGAUUGAAUUUAUGACUUAUUUAUAGCACACACCCCCUGUGUAGAUCCACCGUAGGAUCUGGGAGACCAGGGUUCAAAUAUACACAGGAUGGUUAGAGCAUGGUACUGAUAAAAUCAAGUUUGCAGGUACGAUCCCCGUAUGGGGCAGCUGCGUAUUCCUGCAUUGCAGAUGGUUGAACUAGAUGAUCUUCAGGGUCCCUUCCAACUUGACAGUUCUACCAUUCUAUGCAUAACUCUUACUGGGUGACCUUAGACUGGCUUGCCACUUUCUCUAAGCCCAACCUCCCUCACAGGAUUGUCAAGAUGAAAUGGUAGCUGUGAAGAACCAUAUACACUACCUUGAGCUCCUUGGAGGAAAAGUGAGAUAUAAAAAAUUACUAAAUAUCAACAUUUGCUAAAAUCCUGCACUGCUGUUAAAGGCACACUCCCAUUGUGAUUGGCUCUCAACCUCCUGCCCUUUACAUUUCAGUACCUUUUCCUCCCUCUCUGCUCUUGUGGAUGCACUUUAUAAGCUGCCAAGCCUUGCAGUUAGCUUCCCCCGAUCUGCAAAUGCUUGCAUGCUGUUUUCUCAGUGAGGUUCCUGCUGCUGAGCAUCUGCUUGCUAUUAAUGCCGCAGCACUGAUCGCUUGUUCCAUCACUAGUGGAAGCAGUGAUGGAGAGCACUUUCCACUGCAUUAUUCUAGAUUGUUGACUGAGGCAUUCUGUUCUUUCCCCAGUAACAGUAUAUGCAUUUCUUGAGUUUUCUGAACUAGUUUUAAUAGUGUUGCUUUCCCCACCCCCUUACCCCUAAGUGUUUUUAAUUGUUCUUUCAUCUCUUUCAAACAGCAUUCUAAAACUAGUUUGGGGGGAAAUGUGUUCACAGGGUAAAAACAUUUCCAGAAACCUUCCAGUCUGUGGAACAAGUCUUUAGAGACUUCAUCAGAAAACUGUGGCAUUGUUAAAAUGAACAGUUUCAGUUGUGAAGAAGGAAAACAUGGAUUUUAGGGGGGGGAAACCCUGUUACAAUAAAAUAUUAUGAGCAGUGAUCCAUAUACCCUUCUUGCAAUAUUCAGUGCUGGAUAAGAAUCCCGUGCACUUAAUCAUUGAAAGUCUAGGAUUUGGCAGCCUUUCUGAAGCUAAGCAGACUCGAGACUCUGAAGUUCCUGAAUAGAAAACAAUGCACACGGCCUUUCCUUCCUUGAAAGAAACCUGUCUCGCUGCCAAAGGAUAAAUUUACAAAGAGCAGGUUCAUAAAGGAGAAGAUGGUCCCUUGUUUGGAGCUUUACAGGUUAAAACCAAUGUUUUCGGUUGUGAUGAUACUUCAUCUAGUGAUGAUCUUUUAACACUGGGGCUUGGAAAUAUGACUUAACAAGGGUGAGUAGUGAUUAACAGCCAAGCACUUGUGCUUGGAACUUACUGCAGCCUUCAAAGAGUCUUUGCAAGUAUCACCACAUAAAGUACAUUCUAGUAAUCUCACCAUGACGCCACCAAGCUGUGGGAUAUCCAGCUUCAUAUAACCAACAUGCUUAAGUCUAAUUAGUGCAUGAAGGGGUUAAUGCCAUAGAGUAUGCUGGCCUGCUAGGCUUAGCUAGGCUACUCCCCCUCACCUUGGGAGGAAGGCAAUCAAGGCCUUUGUUCACCUCAGUCUACCAGAGAAGCUCAGCGUGUGAAGAGGCUAAACAAUCCUUUCUUCUGUUCCUAUACCAAUAAUUUAGGAACUUUCAUCACUGUAACUAAGCCAGGUUUCACUGCCUGUGUGCUCUGAUGGCUAUAUGGAAAGUUACUUAUUUAUUAUUUGUUAAAUUUGUAUGGUGCCCUUCAUCCAUAGAUUUCACAAGAUAAAAAUGCAAAACAAAAAAAACAAAAAAUACAUAAUAAAAACAAAAACAAAACAGUGACUCCCUCCCCCCAGGAAAUGCACAUGAACUGGACCCUUGAAGAGUUUGUAAGUAAAGCUAUUUUUAACUUACCAAAUAUGUGUCUUUUUCUAUGCUAAGGGAAGUGGGGAACCUUGGAAGGAACUUAGAAGAGCAUAUUUUAAAGGUCUAACAGCCUAUAUUUCCAUGCUUUACUUUGCUGCAUGUUUGUGAUUUUGUGACUCUCACCAAAGAGUACUUGCCCCAAACUUGAAUUCUGGCAUCCAGGAAUUCAUCUUUUAUAUAUCUAUUUUUUUCCUUGCCACCAACAUGCCAUAGACAGCUAUAUCAAGGUUAAAGUUGGAAAUAUGGACGUGGUAGCCACAUCAUAGGAUCGUUUCUUGCUACUUAGAUCUCUCAAUGCUUUUAGAGCAGAACAGGUCUGGCAUAAACUGCAAGUGUUCUUCCACUGCUUUUGUAUCAGAAAGGUCCACAUAAAACUUUAGAAACCACAUUUUACACUGUAGUCCUGCCGUCACAAUGAACUGGAAGGGUUUUUAUUUAUUUGUUUUAAUUGCUCGUAAAAUCAGUUUCCACUGUCCCUGCAGAAAACACUGCUUCGGUCAUUUCGAAAAUAAGUCAUGCCUUGUAAUGCAGUGUGCACAUUAGAACAGUAUUACUUAAACCAAUAAAGUUCAUUUUUGUUCCUACUUAUGCAAACUUUGGCAUUUUGAGUAUGAUAAUUGCAUUAGUCUGGCGACAGGGAAGCAAGAAACAGGGGCUAAUGACUCCUGAGGAGCUUCAUUUUUUCCCCUUUCCAGGCAAGUCCACAACCUAUUGGUCCCUGAGCUCUUGGUUCUUAUGGGUAUGUGAUCUGAUUCAUAUUGAAUUGAUUAUAGUUAAUGGUUUGGAAAUUGUGGGAUGUGGGUUUUGACUUGUUGCUUAUAUUUCUGCACUCCAGGAACAGUGCCAUCCUAAUCUUGAUUUAUUCUUGUUGAGCAGGGAUAGGAUUGCACGUAAACUCCCCUUGCCCCAUCAGAGUUCAAAGGUAAACCAGGCAUAGAGAACCCAUGGUGGUAGCAGAUUCCAUAGUUUAACUGUGUGAUGUAUGAGUACAGUGGUGCCUCGCAAGACGAAAUUAAUCCGUUCCGCGAGUCUCUUCGUCUUGCGGUUUUUUCGUCUUGCGAAGCACGGCUAUUAGCGGCUUAGCGGCUAUUAGCGGCUUAGCGGCUAUUAGCGGCUUAGCGGCUUUAAGAAAAAGGAAACAAACUCGCAAGAACUCGCAAGACGUUUCGUCUUGCGAAGCAAGCCCAUAGGGAAAUUCGUCUUGCGGAACGACUCAAAAAACGGAAAACUCUUUCGUCUUGCGAGGCAUUCGUCUUGCGGGGCACCACUGUAAGUACUUCCUUUUGUCCGUUCUGGAUAGUCCAUCGUUCAGGUUCAUUGGUUGCUCUUGAGUUCUAGUAUUAUGAGAGACACAGGUGGCGCUGUGGUCUAAACCACUGAGCCUCUUGGGCUUGCCAAUCGGAAGGUCGGUGGUUUGAAUCAGUGUGAUGGGGUGAGCUCCCGUUGCUCUGUACCAGCUUUUGCCAGCCUAUCAGUUCGAAAGCAUGGCAGUGUGAGUAGAUAAAUAGGUACUGCUGUGGCAGGAAGGUAAACAGUGUUUCUGUGCACUCUGGUUUCCGUCACGGUGUCCCGUUGCACCAAAAGUGGUUUAGUCAUACUGGCCACAUGACCCGGAAAACUGUCUGUGGACAAACGCUGGCUCCCUCGGCCUGAAAGUGAGAUGAGCGCCACACCCCAUAGUUGUCUUUGACUGGGCUUAACCAUCCAGGGGUCCUUUACCUUACCUUUUACCUUAAUAUUAUGAGAAGGAUUUCUCUUUCUUCAGUUUCUCCACACUAGGCAUAUGACAAGUCCUGUGUUCUCUUUGAGGUUGUUCUUGCCCCUGGUGGGUUGGAAGACAUUAUUUAAAUAUUUUAAAAAUAAUUUUAUAAGUUGUGUGUCCUUGUUUUCACAACUGGAUCCUUUUACAUGGUGUUUUUUUUGGUAUUUCAUGCACUGUGAAUUUCCAUUAUUUUUAAUGAUUGUUGUUUAGCAAUUAUUUAUUGUAAUUGUUAAGUGUAAACUGUUUUGUUAUUAUUUGAUUAUAUUUAAUUUUACUGUUUACUAAUAUAUUCUAAUGGGUUAUUGAAUAUUCUUUAUUUGAAAUAAGCUGUUUAUUUUAAAGAUAUGUUUUUCUUAUGACUUUUUUUUUGUAUUGGAUUUGAUUGUUAUUAGGUGUGUGAUCCUUGUGGUCUGUUUUGUUGUUUUUUCAGCUUGCAAACCACCUUGUAUAAAGGCAGUAUACAAAAUAAAAGUGAAAUGAAAUGAAGACACAAUUGUGUCAGUCCCAGCUACAUGGACUUCUUAGAUUUCUCCAUGGAUUUAUAUGGACAUUCUCAAUUCCAUCCCUGGAGACAUUUAGAAAUAGUGAACCAGGAAGUGACCUAGCCAGACCAUGGUCCUUUCUAACAUGCAUGCAUACAAAGUUAUGGCUUUAUGACUGUUUCUGCGCCUUCCUCUUCCAGCCACUCCAGCCUAAUCCCACCCAGUUAUCAUUCCUCUCUGCAAGUUUUUCAGUAUUCUGUGCGUUGAGUUCUUAUCAAGAUGUUUUUGGGGGCUAUUGCCCAUUGCAUUAUUUAUUGCAGGUUUUUUUGCACUUGUGGUGUACUUUGCAGAUCUCUCUCUCUCUGUCUGCCUCUAUCUCUGUCUCUCCCCCUCUCUCUGUCUCGUGUGUGUGUGUGUGUGUGUGUGUGUGUGUGGUAGCUUUGGCACUAACACAUGAAGAUUCAAAGUGGUAUUAUACACCCACCCACCAAAACCUGUGCCCCCCAAAAAAAUUAAAUAAGAGAUUACUUGUUCCCAAUGCAAAUAGAGAUAAUGAAUGUUCAAGCUCCUUGCCUUAUGCUAAGACAUUUCUACAAGAUAAGGUAGCAUGUUCUCCAAGACAGCUUCAUUUGUAGCAUUCUUCCUGUCCAGACUCCAGCAAAAGGCAAGCCCGAUUUGGCAUCAUAUGUCCUGCUCACCUGUUUUGGACCUUUGCUUGUCCUGUUAAAUCUCCACCACUCCCUGUCGUCUUCCGCCUACUCAAGCAAUUGUUCCGCCACAAAAGCUGUGUGUAUACCUAAGCGCAUUCACUUCAGGCUUGCUACAAUCUGACCUUCUUCCCAUAGCAAAAAUUUCCUUCUAUGGCUAUUGGUUGCUCAACUGGGUGUUUGCCAGUUUUCAAGCUGGCUACACUGUUCGGACCUCUCAGUUACACUUCACCGCAGCUCAUUUUGCCUGCUCUUAAAUGUGAGAAAAAAUUGAAAAUCAAACAAUUUUAUCAAGUUGAUGUAUAGAUAGGUAGAUAUGAAGAAGGAUAGAAAACUCAAUUUCUUGUGGUUUUCUGGAAUAAGCUUAAGCAUUUCUGGGGUGAGAACAUGCCACGACAUUUCCCCGCCCUUUGGAUCCCUGCUGCAUGGAGUUAAGAAGCCUGCAGCCAAAUAUUUUGGCUGGUUAUUUGAAAACUAUAUGUGAACUUCAGCUUUUCUCACAUCUGCGGUUCCAACUGCACCUCUCUGUGCCCAUUUUCGCUCUCAGUUUUCCGUCCCCUCUUAGGGACAAAGUACACGUUAUGUGAGAAGUGAUAAUAUACAUUUAGAAAAAGCGGGUGGGAGUUGGCAUCUGUUACCACAUAUUUUCCCCAACGGCUUUGCCCUAAAUGUAUGUUUUUCCUCUUUCCUCUUUCCCUGUGGGGAAAGGGUUAAAACAAGGAUAGGGAACCUCAAGAUCUGGCUGGACUCCAGCUUCCAUCAGCCCCAGUCAUCAUAGCCAAUGGCUAUGGAAAAUGGUGUACAACUGGAGGAACAAAGAUUCUCCACUCCUGGGUCUCACUCCCCAUCCAAGUCCAGCACUAGUAGUGAUUGGGCACCUGCUAAGACCAGCCUUGGCAGGUCACCUACUGUCAGUCAGAGCUUCCUGAGUCAUUUUGGAGGCACGUGGAAGCAAGGAGGCUCCCCAAAGCACACACCUUAUCAGGGACAACUCCUUGCCCUUCUCUCAGGCUCUAGGUCCUGAGUCCAGGCUCUAGGUCCAAAGCCUAGCAUGUAAGGGAUGAAGUCCUGUACUUCUCUAAAGCUUAGGAAAAUAUCACUGUGCUUCUUUCUGAUAUUAGAGGCACACGGAAGCCCAACUGGGUAGUCUCCUGUACUGGGUUGCACAGCAAGCACAGAGCAUUGUUUGCCAGUUCAGACAAGACAGCAAACACCAUGGUCUGGUGAAUGAGCAGUGAGGAGCCUCAACAUGUAGAUUCACCUCUCUCCUUGUAUGCAGUCUGUGGCUCCUCACAGUUUGUUCCUGACAUAUGAUAUAUGAAACAUCUCACAAUUCUCUCUCCAGGGUCAAGUCCUGGGAAACCCAAGCCUUCCAGUUUUCAGCAGAAGCUGAAAGAUGGGAAAUGCAGGGCAGAAGUCCUCCUUCACUCAGCACAUAAUUAAACUGGAAUUUGCUGCUACGGGAUAUGGCAAUGACCAAUAACACAGAUGCUUUUAAAAGGGAGUUGGGCAAAUUCUAUUUUGUUUUAUUUAUUGAAAUAUGUUUAACCCACACUUUCAAUAAAAGUAUAUUAAUGAAGUAUACAACAUGCAACAUUAUGAGUAAAAACACCUGUAGAAACAUCAGUAAAACCUCUGUAAAUAUUCGCUAGUUCAGUUGCUAGCAGGCUAGUCUAUUUUCCAUCUUAAGAUGGUGUGUGAACAUUGAGGAAACACAGCAAGCUGUUGAUGCAGGAAGAGACAAAUCUUGCUCCCUUGCCAGCUUGGCACUGUAACUCAGUGAGGUUUCUUCAUGUAGGUGCUUCAUGUAGAUCAUGUGGGAAAGAUAGUAGAGGUGGGAGGUUGAAGCCUCCUCUUCUCACAAUCUCCUGCCUCAUCUGAUCCAUGGGAAACAGCUGGGAGGCAGGGGAAAUGGGGGACGGCAGGAAUGCCUGGAGGUUCCACAUCUAUGUUCUGCACAAUUGUACUGUAAGAUUAAAGCUCAUCACAAACGUGAACAAAGGUGGCAAACAAGACAGUAAUGUGGUGGGUAAAAUCAAUUCUGACAAAGGUUGAAGACAGUCUUUGAGGCAUGGCAAGCUCAUAACUGCGUAAGCAGGCUGUUCAGCUUAUAAACAGCAACUUGCAGAACAGACAAAUGUUAGUUCAAGCUAUGAGGAUCAGUGUGGUAGACAUUUGACUUGCGGUAAGCUGCAACUGUUGAUAAAUUUAUGGUGUAAAUGUCAGCAACCCAGGGCUUCGAGAAAUUUGGGCAGCCUGAUCAUUAAGAAAAGUAAAAGGCCUCUCCUCCUUUUUAUUGGCGCUUGUGUCAGAUUCAGAUGAUCAAAGGCUACACAGAUCACUGCAGAAUGUGUAAUGCACGGCUACAGACACCAAAUAAUUCAACACUAAUGAUGAAAACAGCAUCCUAGCUACACAGGGGAGAGUUGCAGUGAUUGAGAUACAGGAGACUGCAGAACUGCUCAGAACCGGGGAAAGGCAUGGACUGCAUUCACUACUUGUUUAUAUAUUAGAUAUAAAAGAAAUAAACUCCUCGACAGUGGCCUUGUUCACAUAUUACACUUUUCAUGGAAAUUGGCACCCCCUGUGAUUUAGCUGUACCUUGCAACCAUAAUACCAGCAUAACUCAAUGUGUUAUUUGCUGACAUCAAAAGUUUCCUUGUCCCCACCAGUGACUGCCAAUGACUCAGUGGCUUGCUUUGUUUGUUUUUCUCAGAGGGUUGUAUCCAUCUUCAUUUUCACCCUUCUACCUUUCUCCUUACCUAAUAUAGAUAAUUCCUUUUGUUGUGGAGAGGUUGGAAGCAAGGCAGCAGCAAAACACUUGAAUAUACAUAACUGGGCAGAAACAUAGAUCGAUAUAUUUAAUAUUGACCGUAAUAGUUUCUCUUUGGAGACUGUGAUGACUUCCGUCAUUUUCUUUAUUCAGUCACAUUCAGUCACUUUCUUUAUUCAUGCACUGUAAUAUAAGUCUUAACGGCUAAUAAAAUGUUCACCAUCCCUAAUUUAAUCCAAGGCAAUACCUGCAACUUUUCAUGGGCCAGCAAGAGAUUUUACGUUAAAUCCUAGAUACUAUUACAGAAACUUUAUUUAUUUUAUUUAUUUAUCUUUCUUUCUUGAUUUAAUCUCUCCUCCCUCUUAAGCAGGAGUCAGCAAACUUUUAAAGCAUUCGGCUGGUUCGCUGUCCCUCAGACCUUGUGGGGGGCAAGACUAUAUGGGGGGGGGAAUGAACGAAUUCCUAUUCCCCACAAAUAACCCAGAGAUGCAUUUUAAAUAAAAGGACACAUUCUACUCAUGUAAAAACACGCUGAUUCCCGAACUGUCUGCAGGCUGGAUUUAGAAGGCGAUUGGGAUAAGGAUGAAAUGUGCAUCUAUCUUAUAUAGCAUUCUUUUACUUCGGAGGUUGAGUUUACAGUCGGUGGUGUUGUUGCGAAUGGGCUUCAGGGCAGAAGUCCAGGACCUUACAGAUGAAGGGGCUCCCAGAGUGAAUGAUGGCAAAUAAUGAGGACAUUGGCAGGAGGCCUCAGAGCAAAGCAGAAGCGGCAGUCGAUGUGCCUCCAGCCAGCCAUCAUCCUCUCUUGCAUGGAAUGCCUUUGAGCCAUGAGGCUCAGAGACAUUGUGAGCAAACAAAGAUGACAGGGAGCUGGAGGAGCAUCCCUUGCAGUGAGCUCUUUGUGACCCAGCCUCCCCAUCUAAACUCUUUCCUGCUUGUUAAGCAUAUAGGGGAAGGACCCUUUAAAAGCCAUCCUUUCCCAUCUAGUAAGCUUAUUAAGAGAGCAGAACAAGGGGAUGGCAGGCAAAGAGAGAGCAAAGCAGCCAAUCCAGGACUAUGUAAAAUCAUAUAAUCAUAGAACUGUUAGAGUUGGAAAGGACCCCAGGCGUCGUGUAUUCCAGCUCCUGCAGUGCAGGAAUCUCAACUAAAGCAUCCAUGACAGAUGGCCAUCCAACUACUGCUUAUAUGGGUGGGGACAGAUCAGCAGAGAGUGAGGUGAUGCAGUCCCCACCUUGCAAAAAGGCACCCUGCCCAAGCCUGACAGCGCUCCUGAUCUACAGUAUAUAUUACAAUGUGAAAAGUCAUUUAGGUUCUCUCUGAUACUUUUCUAAGGAUUGAAGCUUGCAGAGCAUCCUAGGCGGUAUAAAUUAUGAACAUUUUCCAUACGACUAAUAAAACGUGUCCUGCUUGAGCAAACACCUUAGGCUUUGUUUCCUGUGAAUCGAAUAGUGCUUUAAGCAGAGCAUGACUUGUAUUUUUCCUGCUAACAAAGUGGGAUCGUUUCUAUUAGCACUUUACUAGGUUUAUAUUGAAUGGGCACAGCGUAAUAAAACAGGGUGGCUUCUGAAUUAAUCAGGUGUCCCUUAGCUAAGCACUGGCAGAAAGCUACCCGGCCUUCCAAUAUUCCCUUCCUUUCCUUGUACAUAGUGCUAGUUUGCAGUCAAGGAUGCCUUUGCCUGCUCUUCAGAUCAAAGAAUUAUGGAGUUGGAAGGAGGGACCUCAAGGAUCAUCUAGUAGUCCAACCCGCUGCAAUGCAGGAAUCUCAACUAAAGCAUCUAUGGCAGAUGACCAUCCUACCUCUGCUUAAAAACCUCUAACGGAGAGCCCACCACCUCCUGAAGGAGUCUGUUCCAUUGUUGAACAGCUCUUACUCUCAGAAAGUUCUUCCUGAUGUUUAGUUGGAAUCUCCUUUCUUGUAACUUGAAGUCAUUGGUUUGAGUUCUAUGCUCCAGAACAGGAAAAAACAAGCUCGCUCCUUCUUCCAUGUAGCAGUCCUUUAGAGCACACAGGAAGAAGGGAGCAUACAUCUCUAAAUGGGUUUUGCCAGACUUUGUUUGUUUAACUCUUUUGCUGCCCAUUGUUGGGCCAAAGUCAUGGAAGCAUCCCUCAGGUUGGUACCAACUCACCCAGCUUUUGAAGGUGUGCCUGCCCAGACAAGGUGAUAUGAAGUUAUUCCUGAGAUGUGAAGUGCCCUUUGUAAUUACACUUUCACACUGUCUAAUUCAUGCCCUGAUGUUGCAGUUAUCCAAGUGAUAAUAGUAGUACAUGUGAGAAUUUGGGUCUGCUUCUCAUGCUGGUUCAUCCAGCAACGUUGGGUUAGUGCACGUACGAUGCCCAAUUCUGUUGAGGCAGAGCCCAUAGAAGGGUUGGGAAAAGCGAGGUUCAGCAAGUUAUCUUGAGCCGAUGUCAGUGGGUUGUUGAUACACAGGGGUCUGAAUGUCCUGUGCGAGGUUGGGAAUCAUGGAGCAGAGAGCAAAGGUGGUCAGGGGCAGCAGGUCUUUCAGCACCCUGGACAGAUCACAAAGAGAUGAUUUGUUCCUUAGUUCUAAUUGGGCCUGAAUUCCUUUCUGCAAACCUGCAUCACUGGCUACCGCAACCUUUUACUCUGCAUCUCUGUUUAGUUUACUGCUUAUAACUAGGGUCACUCAGGACACUCACCUUGGUGCUUAAAUCAUGACAUGUAUCUUUGCUGACAUCCAUGCACAUGAUGCCUUUCAUGGUUUAUUUUCUACUAUCCACCUUGAAAGAAAAAUGGAAGGAUUGUGGGAAAUUGUGGCUAAAUAGCACAUAUAACCUCCCGACUUUUCUCCAGGUUCUUUAUUAUUAUCAGCUGAAAGUGUUAUCGAGGCUGAAACAUGCAAGCAGAUAUGCUCAGGGAAGCUCACUUUACACCCCACAGUGUGUUUAGUGGCAGAUCCAUAGUUUUCCCUCAUUGGGAUUUACUAAUGUCUUCAAGAUAAAGUUAAUAACAUAAAGGCUUUUAGCAUAGAUCCUCUCCACAUCCAAUUCCGUCAUAUUUCUACCAUGAAAACAAUUUGUGUGCCAGUGAUAAUGCUGUCUCAAGUCUUAAAUGGAAAGCCUUAAUGCCCAUUUGUCUCUGUGGAUGUCUGUCACUAGGGAACUAGUUAAGAGAUGUCUUGGGUUAACACCGGUGUGCUUGCUAAUGGUCGUAGGGCAGCACUAAAUUUAUUUGUUUCUUGUACGGAUAGCUUUCUUUUUCACCAAGGAGAUCAGAGAAGCAUGUUUAGCCACAUAAUAACUGUCAUUUAGGUUAGACCAGUGUUUCCCAGUUAUUUUGGAGCUACAAUUCCCAUCAUCCAUAGCUGGUCAGGGAUGAUGGAAUUAUAGCCCCAAAACAGUUGGAGACCAAAGUUUGGGUUAGACCAAAGCCAUACAACUUGCAACCCACAAAUUUGAACCAGGGGCAAAGAAAGCAGGAAGCGAUUCACAAAGAAGACAUGAUUUUGGGUUUAUUCUAGAUUGGAUUGCAAAAUGUAGUGGACUUUUGAGACCACUUGCUGCUUUUGCUUUUUAUGCUUCAUAAUCAUAGAUAUAGGGGGUUCCUGAGGCAUGAAGUGCAGAGUGGAUUGGGACGCCCCUGAAACACUAAACAAAACCUCCCCCUCCAGAUUCCUCUUAAAGAUGCAAGCUGAAAUACUCUGUUGAUCUACUAUAUUUCUUUCACUUUUCACCCUAAUUUCAAUGGGUGUACUCUGAGUAGCGUUAUAGGUGCUUGUUGAAGAGUAAGAAGGACUUGAUUAUACAAAUGGGGCUGGCUGACAAACUUCUUGGAGUUUGUGCCUUACCUCACAUCAAUUAGCAUAUUCUGACAAACAGUGUUGGAGAUUAACACCACUUACCCGUUUAAAUGCACUUCAGAAGAAAAGAAAAGAAAAAUGUAAAUAUUGAUUUUUUGAGUCAAUGUGAUCAUGGGAACACAAUGAGCAUUUAAGCAUAAGAUUUUACAAAUCCUCACUAAGACUGCAGUCCUGUACUCACUUAGCUGGCAUGAAUUCCCAUUGAACUCAAGGGGGUUUGUUGCUAAUUAGAUAUUAUGUGGCCUUAUGGAUUCAACCUUAAUCUACCAGCAUCAGUCUUUGAUGUAAUUCUAGGAAUGGAUUUUUCUUCCCCAUGAAACUUGCCUGAUAGAAACAAAAAACCAAAAUCAUUGAUCCAAAUGCCUUUCUGCUUCAGUUGUUGGUGGUAACUGGCUGCAGCAAUGUAUUGGUAGCAACUGAGAUUUUACUGUAGUGUGGGUUUUUUGGGUUUUGAUACUGAUGUGUUAAGUUACAUGCCAGGGUAGCCAAUGUGGUUCCCUCCAGAUGUUUAGCAGUGUGUGUGUGUGUAUACACACACACACUGCUGUAUCAUAAAAAUAUAUCGCAGCAGUUUACAACAAUAUAAAAAAGUAAAACCAGGCAAUAAAAGCACAAAAAGUUAAAAAGAAAUUACAAGCAAACAUUAACAAACCAUUGUAGGGGAUAUACUCUGGUGGAAUAGAAAAGUUUACAGGAGGUAUUUAAAAGCUGGCACAGAAGGUGCCUGUUGAAUCUCUAUUGGCAGGGUGUUGCACAGGACUGGCUGAUGUCAGGGACUGGCUGGAUGAAGAAGAGUGGUAGGAGGCACCAGAAGGGAAACCACCCAAGGGAAACCCCAAAGGAGGAAGGCUCAGAGCCAGGAGAUUGGUGGCGGGACUCUGAGGAGAGGUCAGAUGGAGAAGAGUGGGGAGGAGGUACCAGAUGCUGAAGGGGCAACAGGGUUUAGUGAGCAGGAAGAGUCUGUGACAGGGAAUAGUUCAGACUCGGAGGCUGAAGCAGAGGAGGGGAGUCAAGAGGCUGCAGAAGAAUCCAGGGAGUCUCCCUCUCCUUCUGCAACAAGCUCCUCUCCACCCUGGUCUCCAAGAACAUGCAGAAUUAUGAGGAGAGCAGAAUGGAGGCCAGAGGUGUGCAGAUGCAGUUUGAGACUGGUUGGGAAACAUUCAGGGGAGGAGGAAUCUUAGAAAGGGUGGAUAGCAGAUCUUCAGUCCUGGCAACUGCUCCAUAGGGGCAAGACCUACUGGAAAGUGUGCUUAGACCACUAGUCCGAGUUGUAUGUUUGUUUCCUUGAAUAGAGAGUUAAAUUCACCAACAACGGAGAUCUGCUUCUUUCCUUUCUGACAUGUGUCUGACUCCAGCCCUGACAGCCGAUGACACUAAUGGCUUGGUUUGUCAUUGUUGUCAACAAACCCUCACCAAUUCUGGAAGAAUCAACAGGGUCACACUUCCUGUCUGUUGUCCAGCAGAGGUCAUCACACAGAGCAACCAAAGGAGUUUCCAUGCCAAAACCAGCUCGAAACCCUGAUUGAAAUGAAUCUAGAAAAUCUGUCUCAUUCAAGAGAAUCUGGAACUCUCUUAGGAAUGUUUGCAUCCAUUGUAAGAUGCUUGUUUUUAUAUAAAAACAUGAGAGAAGCAGAUUGUUUUAGUAUUUUGGUUCCAAAUAAUCAUUUCUGAGCCUUAGGAGUAGGGAAAUAUAUCAAAAUGAGGUCUUCUGCUUCUGGACUUCAAUGUCUUCUUGGAAAAAUAAUUCCAAAUGCCACUGUGGGAGUCUUUGCAAUUAAAAGUCCUUCAUGGCAGUGAUUUUUUUAUGCUUCUGUGCCUUCUUGAGUUCUCUGCUGUGUUCUGAUUUAUAGUGGAUGAUGCAGUGUUUGGAGUAAACACGAAGCUGCUGCUAAUGAAAUUUUAAUAAUUUUCUUCUAUUUUCAGGCUCAGAUAUUGGUGCAGUUGAAGUAAGUGACAGCAUACUCUAGACAACGGUCCCAUUCCUUCUUGAGGAUUGUCCAUAAAAUUUCAGAUUCAGUAUUUUGUCAAUAACAACACUAGCAGGGCAAUUCUGUGCAUGUAACCUCAGAGGUAAGCCCUCUGAAUUCAAUGCAACUACCUGGGUAAAUCCUGGGUUACAUCCCAAAUCAAUACUGGGCCAAUACCUUUAUUAGGGACGUGGGUGGUGCUGUGGGUUAAACUACAGAGCCUAGGACUUGUCGAUCAGAAGGUCGGUGGUUCGAAUACCCAUGACAGGGUGAGCUCCCAUUGCUCGAUCCCUGCUCCUGCCUACCUAGCAGUUCGAAAGCACGUCAAAGUGCAAGUAGAUAAAUAGGUAGCGCUCCGGCGGGAAGGUAAACGGCGUUUCCGUGCGCUGCUCUGGUUCGCCAGAAGCAGCUUAGUCAUGCUGGCCACAUGACCCAGAAGCUGUACACCGGCUCACUCGGCCAAUAAAGCGAGAUGAGCGCCGCAACCCCAGAGUCGGUCACGACUGGACCUAAUGGUCAGGGGUCCCUUUACCUUUACCUUAACUUUAUUAGGGCAACCAAAGCAUCACCAAAUAGUGUGCAAAACUUGAGUUCGCCACAACUUUUCAUUUUGUUGUUGUUGUUUAGUUGUUUAGUCGUGUCUGACUCUUAAUGACCCCAAGGACCAGAGCAUGCCAGGCACUCCUUUCUUCCACUGCCUCCCACAGUUUGGUCAAGCUCAUGUUGGUAGCUUCGAGAACACUGUCCAGCCAUCUCAUCCUCUGUCAUCCCCUUCUCCUUGUGCCCUCAAUCUUUCCCAAUAUCAGGGUCUUUUGCAGGAAGUCUUCUCUUCUCAUGAGGUGGCCAAAGUACUGGAGCCUCAGCUUCAGGAUCUGUCCUUCCAGUGAGCACUCAGGGCUGAUUUCCUUAAGAAUGGAGAGGUUUGAUCUUGCAGUCCAUGGGACUCUCAAGAGUCUCCUCCAGCACCAGAAUUCAAAAGCAUCAAUUCUUCGGCGAUCAGCCUUCUUUAUGGUCCAGCCCUCACUUUCAUACAUCACUACUGGGAAAACCAUAGCUUUAACUAUACGGACCUUUGUUGGCAAGGUGAUGUCUCUGCUUUUUAAGAUGCAGUCUAGGUUUGUCAUUGCUUUUCUCCCAAGAAGCAGGCAUCUUUUAAUUUCAUGACUGCUGUCACCAUCUGCAGUGAUCAUGGAACCCAAGAAAGUAAAAUCUUUCACUGCCUCCAUUUCUUCCCCUUCUGUUUGCCAGGAGGUGAUGGGACCAGUGGCCAUGAUCUUAGUUUUUUUGAUGUUGAUAUUUUGCGUUCUCCUCUUUCACCCUCAUGCUAAACCAGCAGUGGGGAAUGUCUGACCUUCAGCCCUAAUUAGGUCCAACAGUUAGUGUCAGCUCUGGUCGCUUCUAACUUCUGAAAAAUUAAAAAAAAUAUAUAAAAGGUGUGUCCAUGUGUGUGCUAAGGAUAUUCUUCAGAUUUGAAAUCUUUCAACAGUUAGUUCCCCUUCAAUAGAUAAGUUGCAUAACAUUGGGAAACUUCAAACACCCAUCAAUAUCUGCUCCCCCUCUCAUACAUGCACUUGAAGAUACGGACUCUUGUCACAUACCACUAACAAGCCACCCAUUUUUGUAUGUAGUUUACAGACAACUCUUUCAGGCUUGAUUUUGAAGGAGCUGAUAAGCUUUCUAGUCCUCCCAGGACUGCAUCCUUGACUUGAGUUCUGAGCAUCGUCUUGGAAUUUGUGGGAUUUCCCUUCCAAAAUAUAUUAAGGAAAGAAUUGUAAGCUUUUGCUAUUGCGUAAAUGCAUACAUAUGGGACGCUGGUGGUGCUGUGGGUUAAACCACAGAGCCUAGGGCUUGCCGAUCAGAAGGUCAGCGGUUCAAAUCUCCGCGACGGGGUGAGCUCCCGUUGUUCGGUCCCAGCUCCUGCCAACCUAGCAGUUCGAAAGCACGUCAAAGUGCAAGUAGAGAAAUAGGUACUGCUCUGGCGGGAAGGUAAACGGUGUUCCCGUGCGCUGCUCUGGUUCGCCAGAAGCGGCUUAGUCAUGCUGGCCACAUGACCCGGAAGCUGUACACUGGCUCCCUCGGCCAAUAAAGCGAGAUGAGCACCGCAACCCCAGAGUCGGUCACGACUGGACCUAAUGGUCAGGGGUCCCUUUACCUUUACCUUUAAAUGCAUACAUAUUGUUUGAAAACUCCAGUAGUAAGCAUGCUAAUAUUUCAGAUAUUGCAAUAUUUGCUCUGUGGGACAAAACAUCAUGGAUCUGCUGUUACCCUGACUUUUGUUAGCUCAAAAUUCACAUCUCCAUUUCUAUCAGCGAUGACUUCAGUGCCAACCAUCCUUUGCUACAUCAGUUGCUUGCUUCUCUUAUUUUCAGGUUUCUACCUCCCUACUUCUUUGAGCUCUCUGCAUUUCCAUCUCUCUCUCUGCCUUCCCUGCCCUUCUGUCACAUCAGUCAGAGGCAUCAUGAACACUACCAUAGCCACAAAAUCCCUCAAUGCAUUGCAAUAUAAAUUGCUGCAGCAAUGGUUUCUUUCUGGCAGCGGGUUAAUUGCUCUAUCUUGUCUGAAAGACAAAUGAAAUAGAUGAGUGCUUCGGUUUUGUUUUAUGGCGAGUAUACCCCUGAUAUCUGGAGCCAGCAUUGGAUUUUUUCUUCUUCUCUUCCUUCUGAGUACAAACAGCAAUCAACAUCAGGCCUCUAAAUAAUUCUAAGCUAAACACAUCCUAUGAGAUAAAUAUUUAUUAGAAAUGCCCAAUUAGGCAGAAAUAAUAGCUAAUUUUCCUUGCUACCAUUAAAAAUGUCGGCCAUUUUCUGCUUCAAGAAGUAGAGAUGUGAGUUGGGAAACAUAAAACAAAAUAUUGCAUCAUAAAACAGGACAAGGGCAAGCACAUUUAUGUUACAUUUUAUUUAUUUACUUACUUGUUUAUUAAAUUUGUAUACCACCCUCUAUCUGAAGAUCACAGGGCAGUUCACAACAUAAAAAUACAAAAUGAGAACACAAAAUACAUAAUCAUCAUAAAAAGCAAACCAAUAGCCCCAACACAUUUUAAAUGCCUUACAAUGUUUAAUUGCAUCAAUCUAAUUACAUGGAUUGGUUUUACCUAAAUUAUGUGUUUUGAACUCUGCCACGCCACUCCUGGCUCCUGGUUGGAUACAAACGAAGGCUGCAAACAUAUAAAUUGCCUGGGACGUAUGCUUUAUUCAAGUCAAUGAGAUACAGAUAAGAGUUGCACUGCAAGUUAGUUGAACUUCAGUCUCAUUGAAAUCCAUUGGAUAAUUUAUUAAUGACUUAAGUCCCCAUUGAUUUAAAUAGCAACUAAGUUCAACUAAUGUAGACCUGCUCCAACCAUCCAUACUUUGUCUAUGCCCCACUGAAUCCUUAGUAGAGCCAGGAGAAAAUGGUACUCAUUGUCCUUUCUGUAUUUUUUAUAUGGUAGCUAUAUUGGAGCUUGCUUGCUUUCUUUCUUUCUUUCUUUCUUUCUUUCUUUCUUUCUUUCUUUCUUUCUUUCUUUCUUUCUCCCUCCCUCCCUCCCUCCCUCCCUCCCUCUCUCUCUCUCUCUCUCCAUUAUCUUUAUGAGGACUUUAAAAUGGGUGCUACUCAACAAAGUAGAUCUGCUAGCACAAUACGUAGGGCUGCAUAAUGGAACUUUCCUUCCUUCUCAUUUCUCUGUGCACCUCUUGAAUCUGUUCCAGGGUUCCCCCAAACGCCUCAGAGAAGAUUAGGGGAGGGCAAGGAGAUGCAUAGGAAGAGGGUAGGAAGGGAAAGUUCCAUCGCGCAAGUGGAAGUAUUUCGUCAGAUACUGCCUAAUGUAAUUAUUCUUUCUAACUGGGUGAGAAAGCUAUGGUAGUGUCCAUUAUAUAAUUUCACAUAAAGCAAAGGGAAUGAGUGUUUAAUGUUUUAGCUGGAAUGUGUCAAGCUUCCUGCUUACCGCAUUGUGUGGAAACACAUCCAGUUAAAGGGAAUCUCAAGCUGUUGGAUCCAUUUACUUUGGCUGCUCAAAGCAGAGCACCCAAUUUAUUCCACCCAGAAGUUAAAUUGCAUUGCUGACAUUUCAAAUGGAGAUGGAUGGUUUCAUUUCAUACUACCUUGGCAUGUUUUGCUGCGCAGCAUCAGAGUUGCACUGUUUCAGCAAGAGUGAAAGGAAUAGGAAAAUGAGACAAGAGAUUUGGUGCACAACUAGCUCUGUUUGUAAUGGAGCAUACAUUCUGCAUAUACUUACAAAUGUUAUUUACAAUUAAGCAGUAUAUAUAAAUGUUGUUAAAUAAAAAUUGUGGAAAGGGAUGACUCAUUUUCUUUAAUUGAUUUCAUACAAUGCAAACCAGUUAAACGUAGAGUCAGACCAAUGCUAGCCUAUUAAGCUCAACUCUUAAAAACAAAUUCAUUUUAUUAAUAUAAUGUAAGACUGUAUUGCUUAGAAGGCAAAAACAAAUUGAUGGCUGGGACCCAAAAAUCCAACCCAUCAGUUCCACAUACCCCAAGGACUUGCUUGCAUUCCUUGAGCUGAAAGUUCACCACACCACAUAGCAAAUUUGCUUUGAAACACAGGGGACAUUCAAAAGCAGGUUGUGUUGUAGUGACAUGGGGUGUGUAUGUCUGAUGUUCAAAGUAAGCAAGCCAAAGAAAUCUUAACAGGCACACUCAAGUCCUGGGGGACCUAAAGUAGCUCUUUGGAUCUUGGCCCAUGACUGCCCUGAAUUUAGUAAAUUGGCUGUGGGUAAGUUACGGGACAUGGAUCAGGUGGCUUUGAUGUCCAGAUCCUACCUUUGUUCCCUACACCACAUUUUUAUGGCCUUAAAAACAAUCCAACACCUGGAUGAAGUAGCUUGGACUUCCAAAGAAGUGUAGCUUCUCAAGAACCAAGUGAAUUGAUGUGAUUUGGUCUCUUAUUACAACUCUGCUACUUCAUUCAUUGAGAGCCAUUGUGGUGUUGUAGUUAAGAGCGGUGAAUUUGUAAUCUGGUGAACCGGGUUCGCAUCCCCACUCCUCCACAUGCAGCUGCUGGGUGACUUUGGACUACUCACACUUCUCUGAAGUCUCUCAGCCUCACUCACCUCACAGAGUGUUGGUUGUGGGGGAGGAAGGGAAAGGAGGGAAAGGAGAUUGUUAGCUGCUCUGAGACACCUUAGGGUAGUGAUAAAGCGGGAUAUCAAAUCCAAACUCCUCCUCCUCCUCCUCUUCUUCUUCAUUCUCUAAUGUAGUCUUUGCCAACCUGGUGCUUUCUGGGUGAUUUGGAUUAUGAUUUCCAUCUUCACCGGCAAGCAUGGUAUCUGGGCCUGAUGGAAGUUGUAUCCCAAAGCAUUCAAAGGGCACCUGGCUGCUGAAGGAUGCAUGAAUAGUAAUAAUCUCUUAAUGUUGGUCCCAUUGCAAGGCCAGACUGUGCAUGUGGCAGAAAGUUGUGUUAAACCUAAACAUGAUGAGCCUAGAUCCAGGAACUAAGCUGUUCCUACUUAUUGCAUUUAUUGCCUAGAAACUUGGAAGAAUAAUUAAAACAUUUCCCCCCCUUUUCUUCCUCUAAUUCUGGUAUUCCAUCUUGACUGUAUGGGACACUUUAAAAGCCUUUUAGCAGGAGGUGGUUGUUAAGAAAAGCAGUCACUAAGAGGAAAAACAGAUUGAGAAUUGAUACUCUGAAAGAUGCCGAAAGUCUGGAAGCUCAACAUAAAAGCUCGAAUUCCAACAGAGUCUACCAAAGAUUAAUAGCUGCUGCCAGAAGCAAGUUUAAAAUCUGGGAAACUUCUAAAGCAGAAGCAGCUCUCAUCCACUUUUCAAGCAUGUUCAUUACACAAGAAACAAAAAAAACACACAGAUUCCUUGCAGUUUAAUAGACUAGUAUUCCUAUUUCUUAUAUUGAUCUGGGGUGGUGAUUGGUUUUGAAUCUCACUCCCCCCCUGUCCAGCCACAAAUGCAGUUCUCUCUAUAUGGUUCUUUCAAAUAACAUUGUUAACAGUUAUGUUUAGAAAAGUAGGCUUAUGCAAUAUAAAAUAAAGCACUGUUCAUCAUCUUUAGGCAGGGUCAGUAAUUGUUUUAUAUUAAAAAAUGUCUUGUCACAUGUCUGCAACCUGUAAUAUACCAACUCCCAGUAAAGUUUCAGGCCUUGUUGAUUUAAAACACAAAGAUUUUUCAAUUUCAUUGUUCUGUAUGGGACAAUGAUAAUAAAGAUAUUAGAGGGGGAAAAGAUAUUUGUCUUUGUUAGCUCAUUUGUUGUUUAGUCAUGUCCGACUCUUCGUGACCCCAUGGACCAGAGCACUCCAGGCAUUCCUGUCUUCCACUGCUCCCCGCAGUUUGGUCAAACUCAUGUUGGUAGCUUCGAGAACACUGUCCAACCAUCUCAUCCUCUGUCGUCCCCUUCUCCUUGUGCCCUCAAUCUUUCCCAACAUCAGGGUCUUUUCCAGGGAGUCUUCUCUUCUCAUGAGGUGGCCAAAGUAUUGCAGCAUAAGCUUUAGGAUCUGUCCUUCCAGUGAGCACUCAGGGUUGAUUUCCUUCAGAAUUGAUAGGUUUGACCUUCUUGCUUUGAUCUCAAGAGUCUCCUCCAGCACCAUAAUUCAAAAGCAUUCAACAACCAGCCUUCUUUAUGGUCCAGCUCUCACUUCCAUAUAUCUUUUGGGAAAACCAUAACUUUAACUAUACAGACCUUUGUUGGCAAGGUGAUGCCUCUGCUUUUUAAGAUGCUGUCUAGGUUUGUCAUUGCUUUUCUCCCAAGAAGCCAGGUGUCUUUUAAUUUUGUGACUGCUGUCACCAUCUGCAGUGAUCAUGGAGCCCAAGAAAGUAAAAUCUCUCACUGCCUCCAUUUCAUCCCCUUCUAUUUGCCAGGAGGUGAUGGGAUCAGUGGCCAUGAUCUUAGUUUUUUUGAUGCUCUCCUCCUUUAAUGUUAGCUCAUAGAAACGAACUAAUCUGGUUUCAUACCUGGCCUGAAAAUCCUUAAAGGCUGCUCAUUAACAGCUCCUGGAUGCUAAGAAGUAAUGGCAAUAUUUAACGGUCACAACUGCUAGGAUCCAGUGUGCAGCAGCUGUGAAACAGGCGAAUUCCAUGCUGGGGAUCAUUAGGAAAAGAACUGAAAAUAAAACCGUGAAUAUUACACGGUUGUUACACAAAUUCAUGGUGCUACUGCACUUGAAAUACAGUGUACAGUUCUGGUCGCCUCAGGAUAUUGUAGUCUUGGAGAAGGUUCAGAAAAUGAUCAAGAGGGUGGAGCAACUUACCUAUGAGGAAAGGCUGCAAUGUUUGGAACUGUUUUGAAUUUAGAGAAAAGAUGAGUAAAGGUGACGUGAUGGAAGUUUGCAAAAUCAUGCAUGUCUUGGAAAAAGCGGAUAGAGAAAUGUCCCCACCCCCCUCUCAUAACACUAGAAGUCAUGGACAUGGAAGAUUCACGACAGAUGAAAGAAAGCAUUUCAUGCACUGCAUAGUUAAACUAUGGCACUCAUUUCCACAAAAGGCAGUGAAGCCCAAUACAUGCAUUAGCAUCUGUUCAGGAUUAGGAACCACACUCAAAAGCAGUCACAGCCAUUAAUGGUGCCUUAUCAACCAUUAAGGCUAGGGAACAACACACACAAACUCCGUUUUCUGUUCACCACUCGCUGCAGGAAAAAAAUCCUAAGGCACAACCUGAGCAGCUCUUAUGUCCUGGUACCUGGGGCCUCCAAUUUUACAGCAGGCUGCUUGAGAAAGGGUCUUCUUCUUCUUCCCCAUUCCUUGAUGUGGGUAAUAUCCAUGCUCUGACCUUUCUUCCCUCUCCAGUUUCCUUUCUUGACUCUAACUCUGCAAGCAAGCUACGCAGCCCACUUCAAGUGGUGUGUUUAUAUUUGAUUCCCUUCACAGUUUGGUUUGCGCCUUGUCUUAUGAGGCUCCAUCUCUGUGUCUCAGCCCUCUCUGCUUCCUUCCCUCUCCGUAGACUUAACCAAAUAAUAGUUAGUCUAAUCUGAACACUAUCUAUAUGCUUAAUAUGCCUAUUUUGGUAAUAAACUGCAUAACUGAGUAGAGUGGUACCUCUGCUUACGAACUUAAUUCGUUCCGGAGGUCCGUUCUUAACCUGAAACCAUUCUUAACCUGAGGUACCACUUUAGCUAAUGGGGCCUCCCACUGCUGCCGUGCCACUGCCACACGAUUUCUGUUCUCAUCCUGAGGUAAAGUUCUCAACCCGAGGUACUACUUCCGCGUUAGUGGAGUCUGUAACCCGAAGUGUUUGUAACCCGAGGUACCACUGUACUCAAAACUCUUCCUUUCCCCUACCACUCAGAAAUCCCAGCUUGUGCUGUGGCAUAUUGCAUGUUUUGGUUAAAGACCCUGAUGUGUUUUCCUUGUGUGUAGGUGUAUGCUCAUGUAGACAAGGACACAUGGCAACAGGGUGUACACUUACAAGAAUUGAAGCUUUUAUAUACUAAAUUAGAAGCAGCUGUCAUUGUGAAUAGUGUGGAUGUAGCCUACACGGUGUCUUGAUAAGUGGCAGAGGAAUGUCUCGUUUUCUACCACUUGCAGUGUUGCUUGAACUCUUUCUGAAAAACACUUUAGACAAAACGCUGACACACACACAACUAGAAACAAUGUCUUGGAUCCCUGCAUUCCCAGGAGCAGAGGUCUACUCAUAGGAGUCUCCCACUGGUGGAAGCAGGGAGAGGAAGAAUAUUGCUUUUGUCAAUUCCCUCUUCCUUCUGCAUACCCUAAUAGAAGAGUUUGGAUUUGGAUUUGAUAUCCCGCUUUAUCACUACCCUAAGGAGUCUCAAAGUGGCCAACAAUAUCCUUUCCUUUCCUCCCCCACAACAAACACUCUGUGAGGUGAGUGGGGCUGAGAGACUUCAGAGAAGUGUGACUUGCCCAAGGUCACCCAGCAGCUGCAUGUGGAGGAGCGGGGAAGCGAACCCGGUUCACCAGAUUACGAGUCCGCCGCUCUUAACCGCUACACCACACUGGCCUGGGGGCAGGAGGAGCAUUGAGGUAGUUCUGGGGACUGUAGAGGGAGGUGGAAUAGAUCGAAAUCAACUUCUUUCAACCAGCAGGAGUACUUUAAUAAUAAAAUGACACAGGUGGAACAGCUUUGCCAUCCCAAUUGGAUUUAACUACCACCACCACCCUGGCUACCAUUAAACUUUUUUAAAGCACCUAUAUUGAGCCACCUUCUGAGUCCCUUCUCCCAAUGCCACAUCCCUUCAGAGACAAGGUAGACAAGGUAGACGUCAACAAGGGGGAACGUUUUUUUGGCUGUGGUAUCCACAUACAGUGGUACCUCGGGUUAAGAACUUAAUUCAUUCCGGAGGUCCGUUCUUAACCUGAAACUGUUCUUAACCUGAAGCACCACUUUAGCUAAUGGGGCCUCCCGCUGCUGCCGCACCACCGGAACCGAUUUCUGUUCUCAUCCUGAAGCAAAGUUCUUAACCCGAGGUACUAUUUCUGGGUUAGCGGAGUCUGUAACCUGAAGCGUCUGUCACCUGAAGCGUAUGUAACCCAAGGUACCAUUGUACUGUGUUUUGGAGUUUUUAAAAAAAUCAUUUUAUGCAGUUGUUCACUUUAUUUGAACUGUACUUUUAGAAUUGUGAUCUUCUAAGCAGCUCCAUAAAUCAGUUCCGGUGAAGGGUGGCCUAUAAAUAUUUAACAUUAAAUAAUUACAUCAAUAACCAGCACCUAAGAGAUCUGAACAAGACCCUCCCACCAUCAUAUCUUGUUACACCUUUGUGCCUUGCUAUACAAUGAGCAUUUAAUGGAAUAAAUGUCUGUCUGUUCCCUAAAUUAUGGUGUACAAGUUUCUAGCUUUAUUCAAAGACAGCCCUGCUGCUGCUGGGAUAUCACUAAUGGAACAACUGAUUUAGAACUACUUUAGAUGCAUGCUGUAGUCUGGUCAGGAGGGCUCUGUCUAAUCCCCCUUCAAGAUUGCACACCUUGCUAUGUUUCCCAUGUUUUUUCAGCUCUUAGUAUGGAUGAUGCUUAAAUAAGGUCAUACCCAGACUCUUUGAGCAUACUUCUGCCUCUCUAACAACCAUAUUUGGACUGGGUGGUGAUUCCUUAGGUAUGCCAAAUAAUUUCUUUCCCCUGUACGCCAAACUCCUUUACUUAUUCCAAAACUGGUUUUGUGGAGACCCUCCUUCUUUAGAAAAGCAAAACUGUACAUAAUUCUUUGCUUCUUUGGCGAUACCUUUUUCCUGCAUGACAGCCUGUCUUUAGCAAUAUGGUGAACAAUUACAUUUCCAAUCUCUUCAUUAAUUCCAUAUAGUUAUUAGAUUUUCAGAGCUUAAAUCUGGAUUGAUAACUACAGGAAGAUGGUGUCAGUUCUUGUUAGCAACAGAGAUGAGUUCCCUCUUUCGUUUUUCUGUCCUUAGAGAAGAGCGAAAUAAUGCUGUUUCGACACUUUUAAUGGCGCCGUGGAAGGCCUCAUGUCUGAAGAAAGACGUGUGCCCUGGCAGCAAAUGAGCCUUAUAGGAAAUAAGAAGCAGGAAGAAAGGUGGUGAUGUUUCAGAAGGGAACUGCACCUGUGUUUCUUUCCAUUUCCCCACACUGCUUGCCUUUUCCCAGCAAUACUGUAUUUGUCGUCUGUUUCUCCCUAUGCCACUUACCUGCAAAACUGUGCCCAGAGUGGCUUACAGCCUAUCAAAUUAGCAAUAGCAAUAAGAAAGUAUUAGAAGCGCCACAUCCCAGAUGAUGCACUUGUCUGGAUAAUUUGGAUCUGGGGUUCAAUCUGCAAACAUCCUGGGACUCCACCCUGUCACUCAGCUGGAGUAAUGCAAACACUCCCAUCCUGGCUUGCAACUGGAAGGGCUUUCUUUAUAGCCACUAUUAGGGUGAGGCGAUUGAACGAUCUAACAUGUGCAAGGGAUUUGUGGGUUUUGAGUGCAAUAGAGAGAUUCUUGUGAAAGCAAGGGGCUCACUUGGAGCUGUCUGUGGUCCUGUAACUUCUGACCUGCCUGACCACCUUGAAGAUCAGUGGGCAUCAGACCUGAGCACGAUGGAUGUCUUUCUUUCAAAUAUUCUGCUUCCGGCAUCAGCCAGAAGCGAUUAAAUUUGAGGAUCGUUACAGAACACAGCAGGAAAGUGAUGAAAUGACUCUCCCCUUUCCUAGCUUUUUUUUUUUUUAAAAAAAUAUUUUUAAAACAAUUGCCAAGCAGAAAGUUUUGCCCUCCAAGACAAAUACAUGCACAGGUGUUAAGUCCUGUAUGCAGUCAUCCACAUGGCAUCAAAACAAACUUGGAAAAUCUUUUACAUUGCAGAUUAAGAUCACAUCUACAGUGUAUACUUAUGAAUCAAAUCAAUAAUAAUAUUUUGUUGUCCUUGUUUCAACUAUUUACUUGUGUUUUUACUUUGUAGUUUUAGUGUUGAGACAAAAAGUAAAAGCACAAGUAGCCCUGAGAUCUUGUGAGGAAAGGCGGUAUAUAAAUCUAAUUAAUAAUAAUAAUAAUAAUAAUAUACUUCAGUCUGAAGCAUUAAGGUUAUUUUUCCAUAGUGGCUGCUGUGACUCAGUAUGCUACUUUGAUUGUGGUGUGUUGCUGUAACAUAGAGUGAAAAAUAGAAUAUUAAAAUGAUAUUUAUUAUUAAUGACAGCUAUUAUUUAUUAAAGCUAUAUGUUGCCUCACACUUCCUUUAGGCAUCUAUAUUGAGGAUUUGACAGUAUGCAGAUUUGUUUAAAUUUAAACCAUUAAUAGGCGGAUGAUUAAUCUUUCCCAAUUUUGUAAUUGCUUGACAACCCUAAUUAAACCCUUGAUACUGCAAGACUGAGAUGUCUGAAAUAUGGGAAUAGAUUUGGACUUGUAACAUAUUUAUUUCACAGGAAAUCUAACUGAAAUUAUCAAAUGACUUGACUCUUUAUCAGUAAAAUUUAUUUCCGCUUUUAAAAUAUCAAACCCUUGUUUAUGUUCCUGAGGAUGUGGAACUUUGUGAAAAAUACUCGGUUUCGUUUUUAUGGGCAAAUCUUAGAAGAAACCAUUUUAUGGUUUGUAAAUAAAUGUGAGCAUGGGAUCACUGGACUGUGCCAGAAAGAGAAAAAGCUCAGCAUAACUGCAGUGUAGUGAAGCUUCGCAGACUCCAAAGCUGGUUUGAUUUGAUAUUAUUUCAGGGUUCUUAGCUGUUGCUGCUUUUUCUACUGGUUCAGCGGCCUUAAUUUUGUUGUUUUACUGCUUUUUUGGAGUUGCUUUUUGGUGUUUCUGUGUUGAAAUCCUUGGAUGCUGAAUUGGCAUUCCUGUUCAAGAAUGAAAAUAAAUCGAAUGUGGUGCCCCCUAUCAUUUGGUUGAGGUCCUUUUAUUCUUCAGUCAUCGCUAAUCUAUACACCCCAGGUUUGUCCCUUAUUUCCUUAGGAGAUUUGGACAACAGAUAGUGAAUUCUAUCAGAUUUUAUCCAGGGUGUGCAUGAGUGUGUGUGUGUAUUUGGUGGUGUUGGGUGUUGGUGUCUUUAUUGUUGAAAAGCCUUUGCAAUCUCUCUGAAGGUCUUUCAGGGUUUUUCUUUAAAAGCAAGCAGCAUUGUUCGGUUUAAUGGUUUUCCUUCUACCGAGGAUUUUCUGCAGAGUGUUCUGGCAGGAAAGUGUUUUGAAAGGCUGUCUUGCAAGUAUACUUUACGCUGCAUACAUUGCGGUAUUAGAAAGAUUCGGGGAGUGAUAGUAGGUGAAGUAGCACCCUUCGUGACCCGAGUGUGCUGAGUCAUGAGAGAAAUCGAUGGUUCUCACCAUGUGAAAAGAGGCCUCUCAUGCAAACAGAUGUUAAGAUAAGCACAUGUGUCCUUCCCAGUCCUGGGGGAAGCAUAAGGGCAUCCUUGGGGAGUUGGUGGAGACCCGGUGGGGCCAACCACUGGUGCCUGUCAUGGGGACCCCCAAAUCAAUGGAAGAUAUCGCAGAAUGCAGCUAGAGGGGAGCCAGCAAAGGGCACAUGGCUACAUGCCCCGUGCUCAGUCAGAAUCUGGUCCUGCUUCUUAGCCUGCCAGGGUCAUUUUGGCACAGUCUGACCCCCUCCUUUGGUAAUCCUCACAGAACUCUAGCCCAAUGGUUGCCUUAAUUUGAUUUUGAAUUGAUUUUAAAAUGAAUUGAUUUUAGAAUGCUGUGUUACUUUUAUUUUUGUUAGCCACUCUGAGCCCGGCUUUGGCUGGGGAGGGUGGGAUAUAAAUAUUAUUAUUAUUAUUAUUAUUAUUAUUAUUAUUAUUAUUAUUAUUAUAUUGAGAGCAUCAAAAGCAAGUCCUUUCAAACUUAGGUGAUCCACAGAAUUGACUUCUUCUUCUUCUUCUUCUUCUUCUUCUUCUUCUUCGCUUCCUCUUUUCUGCUGGGUUAUUGGGAAGGAAGAAGUUUUAUGAUUUCAUGCAUCUAAUUUUAGUUCCCAUUUUAUAAACUGUGCUGCUUUGAAGUCUAAGUAUAUAUCCAAAGAUAGCAGGGCUAAGGCAGAAUUUGGAGAAAGGGCUUGACCUGUAACUGCAGAUUAUAAUGGAGAAUACAUGAUUCUCCAGAAGUUGUUAACGUUCCCACCAAACAUGAAUAAAUGAACCAAUGAAUCCAAGAACUGUUUUUUUAAAACAACAACAACAUUUUUUAUUGGUUUAUAAAUAAAUACAAUAACCAUUAAGCACUUAUCCAGCAGUACAGCCAAUGGUCUUGGAUUGAAUUCUCUGCUAGUGAGUUUUGUAAGGAGCCGCUCUGGAAUCUGCUCACUGCCACUUGUUGGUAAACGUUUUAAAUGUGUGUUUUCAUCUGGAGAGGAGAGGUCUUGCUCAGUUUGAAAACUGGUUGAUGGCUGAGGUCAACUAUGCCUCUGCAACUAGAAAAGUCCUAAGCCUAAAAGAGAAAAACAGAAUAAUAAUAUGAAGUGUUUAAUAGGUAUUAUCAGCUGGGCAUGGAACUAAGUUUUGGAACAGUUUCCUGUGAGUGCCCAGUGAGGGUGGUUCAUAGAUAGCACAGACAAGAGUCUCAGAAGCCUCUCAUAGGUGACCUGGCUUGGUUAUUGUCAUAGGCUGAACCCAACCUCUAGCUGUGGUUCUGCUUCUUUCCCAUUUUAUGAACUGUCAUGCUUUUAUUAGCCUUACAUAAGCUUCUCUUGGGAGCUUUUUUUGGGCUGAGGAGAAGGAUGAAAAAAGCUUCACAUAAACAAAUCUUAGCAUUAUCUCAACAUUUGACCCAAGACAGGCGAGUCAUUGAGGGUAAAGUGAAACAGGAUAAUUUAGAUGUUGCAUGGAUUCCACUUAUAUAAAUAAAUGUCAUGGACCACCAGCAUACCAAACAGCACUCCAGUAAUGAGGAUAAUAACAAUACAGUGGUACCUCGGGUUACAGACACUUCAGGUUACAGACACUUCAGGUUACAGACACUUCAGGUUACAGACGCUUCAGGUUACAGACUCUGCUAACCCAGAAAUAGUACCUCAGGUGAAGAACUUUGCUUCAGGAUGAGAACAGAAAUCGCGCGGCCGCAGCGGGAGGCCGCAUUAGCUAAAGUGGUACCUCAGGUUAAGAACAGUUUCAGGUUAAGAACGGACCUCCAGAACGAAUUAACUUCUUAACCCGAUGUACCACUGUAGAACUCUUUUUAUGUUUAUUGACAAGUUAUUUCAUUCAGCAGACAUGUUGCUCUUUUCAUACAUUUUUUGUUUGUUUGUGGUUUUUUAUGCACAUUUGUUUUGUGGAAUCUUCUAAUGUACUUCUACAAAAAAGAUUAACAAAAUUCUCUUUAAAAAACAAAAGCCAAUUUCAGCUAUUGUUUCAGAUGAUCAAGUUGUUAUGAGUUUUGCCAAAUGCAAUGCAAAGGAUACAUAAGAUUUGCUUGUAAUUUGUGAUGACUUAUGCAAAGGAGAGAGAAGGGGAGCAAGUGAAGCUAUAUGGAUUUGGUCUUAAUUCAGAUUGGGGAUGAGGACGGAAGAGCAGGUGUAAAUCGAGAUUAGCUACUGUUAUGCUGCUGGGAUAAAGGUAAGGCCAGUGGAAACGUUUCUGACAGAUUAUAGCUUACCGUGGUGCAAGAAACUUUUCAAAUGCCACCGGCCCUGCUCUUCCACAUUGGAAUUUCCUUCCUUAAACGUUUCUGAGGAUCUGGAAGUGAAAGUGCUGCUGAGAGAGGUUCUUUGAGAAUAAACAGAGAACAAGCAGAGAGUGAGAAGACAGCCGAUUUUCUUACAGAUUUCCCGUUUUCUCUGAGCUGGAUGAAAUCAUGAGGUGGGUGGGGUGACGUUGGCCUGUGUCUACUCACAAAGCAGGGUGUACCCAUUUCUUUCUUUUUUUUAAAUGAUAUUUAUUGAAAAAUUUUUAGAAUUACAAAAGAAAACAAAGUAGAAAAAGAGAAAGAAAAAACAAAGAAAAAACAAACCACAUCAAACAAUACAAAUCAACAAAAAUCAAAAUCAAAAAAUAGCACAACACGAUCAAAAGACAAAAAUAUACCACAAACAUUCAAAAACAAAUCCAAUAUUCUCAAAUCCUUAACUGUCAUUACCUUCUUUCUUUGACCUCCUCCUCCUCCCUUUUUUUGUAUCCUAGUUGUUAAUUGUCGCAGCAAAUCCUUUCCAUAUUUCAUAAUAUUCUGUCAUUACAUUACCUUAAUCCAUUUUAAUCUUAUCUUACUAUAAAAAACCUUAAAGCUUAUAAACAUUUUUGCUAAAGCCAAAUAAUUUUGUUCCAACAUUUUUCUAACAUUCAUCAAUUUUAUAAAACAAUCCUAAUAAAAAAUAAAAUAAAAAAACAAUCCAAUCUUCAUCCAGCGUCUCUUCCUCCUGGUCCCGGGUUUUGUCAGUCCUUUUUAUCCCAUCAAUCUAGCGCAUUAACCUGGUAAUCUUAUAUCCGAGGCCCUUAAGUCCCUUCCAUGUCCCUUCCGCGGCUCUUCUUCAUAUUUAUAGCUGUAUUUUCCUUUGUCUCCUGCUCCUUUCACUCGUGGGAACUCCAGCUUAACAAUGUUUUUGACCCUCCUCGACAAAUCAGCCCCUUUUCCAUAGUCCACACUAAACUCCAUGUGGUAUUUAAGAACAUGUUUCAAAGUCCCUCCAAAAUUAAGAGCCCCCACAACCCCAAACAUCUCACGGCCCAUUGCCAGACUUGAAAAGUCCAAACAUCCCUGCAUAGGGGGGUCUAUCCAACCCCCCAUUUCCAAACCAAACCAAACUUUAUCUUUCCAAAUCUGGCUUUUUCCAAGUUCAUUUGUCAAAUCCAAGAGCUCAUGUUCCUGCUGGGCCACAGCUCCCUCCAUCUCUGGCGCCCAAGAUUGAGCAACAUCCUCUUCCCUCAUCUGUUCUGUCAGGACACACUCCUGAUUUAAUUCCUGGGUGGGCUCCAUAUAAUUUCCUACUGCCUGUUCAAAAUUUCUGAUCGCAUCAGUCAUCGAGUCCGUCUUCUCAUGUAGCUGUUCCAGUAGGGCACUUGUUUUACAGAGAGCGCACAGCAGAGCUUCUGAAUACAUUGUCCUGCAAGGUCAGAAGUCUAUUCCCACGAUCGUAAUCUGUAGCAGCUGCAAGCUCCCCGAUUCAGAAUUGGUUACAGUUUUACAGGCUCCCUCUAGGGGAAAAACUUCUAUUUGUUCUUUUCUUUUAAAGACAGAUCUAACAACAAAGUUUCCUUUUUCAGAUAUUUUUUCAAUAUUUGUUCCUUUAAAAUGCGAAGGGGAACAAUGGAAUCACUAUGUUUCUCUGGUCAAUGAGCUUCAAAAAACGUCAGUCCUGACACCCCGCUCCAGGAUCAAGACGGUGGAAAGUUACUUUGCUUUACACUCCCUUCUGCAGGUUUAAACAGUCCGGAAAAAUCCCCCCUCUUCUCCUGCUUCCGAAGGGGGUUCAACAAUUUUAAAUGAUGAAAGUUAAUCCUUUACAAGUGAUUUUCUGAGCUCUAGUUUGCCAUGUCUUUGCUUUAAUCUAUCUACAAAGAAAAGGAAGGCUGACUUCCUGUUUAGACCUUCCCGUUUCAGUGCCAAAUUGAAAUAAACUUUUAAGUCCAAUUUUCCUUUCUACUCGCAAGUCCUUAUUUAGAGUCCAAUUGUCCGAAAUUUAAGUACUCACGGGUGAUUGUUUUAAAAGCCAAAUUGUCCCCGGAGAAAGGAAGCGCUCUCUGGCAACGGCUGUGCGGCUUCGCUCCACGGAAGAAGCAGUUGACUCUCAGCACCGCGCCACUUCCCCCUCUUCGCUCCGGAGCCCGUUGGUGGGUUCCUUUGCGGGUUGGGGGGGUGCUAAAGGUGCCCGCCGAGUCCCAUGGUCACAGGCUUCAUCCGCCUGUGAUUUUUAAAAGGGUCCCCACUUCGCCGUAGCGGAAAAGACCCGUUUCCCGUGGAGCUGGUCCCUCCAGAUCAGAGGGAGUCCGCCAUUACAGAUGGCGCCACCCCGGAAGUCUUCUAUCAUUUGGAGAGCAGGUUGUUUAAAUUAUAGUUCCCAAAAUGCAUAUGAUUAACCUACACUGCAGUAGUGAGAUGUCGAAGCUUCUUCAUGCGGUUAACUGCAGCAGCAACCACGUUGGGGUUGUUAUAAUGGAGUGGUAUACAGGGAAUCACUUGUUGCACAGUUAUAUUUUGUGCAUUGGCACCCAAACACAGCGAUGAACAACCCAACAAAACAAUACGGGUGUUAUGUAAUGCUCAAUCUGCUGGUUGCUGGGACCUAUCCUCUGCAACCAGGACAGCUCUGUAACAUUGGCACUUAAGUUGGGAAGGUUAGCGUAGAGAUGGUGCCUUGUUGCACAAGGGGGAAGCAGGGAAGGAGAAGGGCCCAUAGCUUAGAGGUAGAGCAUCUGCUUUGCAUGCAGAAGGUCCCAGUUUCAAUCCCUGGCAUCUUCAGGUAGGACUGGGAGGUUCUGUCCGGAACCCUAUCACUACACUGCCAAUCACAGCCAGAUAGACCCCAAUGGUCUGAUUGACUAUAACGCGGCUUUCUGUGAGUUCCUAUGAAUGUGCCAUGUCACUUAGCUGUCCAUUGUACCCAUUUUUGCUAUUUUAUUAUAGUUGUUAGCCACAUUGGGUGCUGCUUUCAACUGUUCUUUCCACAGUUUGUUUUUAAUGUUAAGUUAAUUUGGUUCUGUCGGUCUAUAACUGGAGGUAAGGCUCAAAGCAGGGGUGGGGAAGCCACAGAUGGCAAGCCUGCCCAUUUGGCUUGUGAAGCCAUUUUCAUAACCUCCACCAUUCCUCUGAUGAAAAUCAGGGCAUGUGUGUUUUGGAGCCACACUCUUGUUGGAGCCAGCUGACACACAUGAAAGCACAGCACCACUCUAAGUGCCAGCUGCAAGUGUUGGCUUAUCUUCUUCCCCGAGCACAGUGUUAGUGGAGGGGGAAAAUGGGACAUUCUGGUAUCAAAUCAGAAGCCAGGACGGCUUCUGCAAUUCCAGGAUUGUCCUGGGAAAAUCGGGACACUUGAAGGCUAUGCAUUUUGUCCAAGCUGCACCCACCUACCCCACACCUGAUGCCAGGUAAAGCUGGGGCUUGGAUGAAAGGGUCUUUGCAGAAACCACUGACCAGCUUUUUAGUAGUGCCUGUAAAGCCCCUUGCACACAGAUUCUGAAGCACUGACAGUCAGCUGAUAAUUGGUGCUUGGGAAGCAUUGUGCAAAGGGGCUUUGCAAGUGCUUUGCUGAUUUCAACCUGCACAGGCAAAAAUAGGUCACUUGGCAUCACUUGGGUUGUCCCCAUCUGUCUAUCAAAUUCAGCCCAUGGAUGUGAGUGGAGAUAAGGAUUCCUCAGCCUUGGCUCAAAGAACCUUCCCUCACACAGGUCUAAGAAAUGCGUUAAAAAGAAAGCAAAGCGAAGCUGAAGACUUAAUUAUUUCUCUCUUUCCCUACAGUAGAGGUGCUGAGAACAGACAUGCCCUCCGACAGCAGACUAUUCUCCGAGAGAAAGGCAGGAGGCUUGCCAAUCGUGGACCGGCAUAUAUGUUUAAUGACCACUCAACCAGCCUUUCUCUUGAAGAGGAGCGUUUUUUGGAAGCGGCAGAAUAUGGCAACAUUCCUGUGGUCCGCAAGAUGCUGGAGGAAUGUACCUCGCUCAAUGUGAACUGCGUGGACUACAUGGGGCAGAAUGCUCUGCAGCUCGCCGUUGCGAACGAACACCUGGAAAUCACUGAGCUCUUGCUUAAUAAGGAGAACCUGUCACGGGUUGGGGACGCCCUGCUCCUGGCCAUUAGCAAAGGUUAUGUCCGGAUAGUAGAAGCCAUCUUGGGUCACCCUGCGUUCGCCGAAGGCAAGAGGCUGGCCACAAGCCCCAGCCAAUCGGAGGUGCAGCACGAUGACUUUUAUGCCUACGACGAGGAUGGCACCCGCUUCUCUCACGACGUGACCCCCAUCAUCCUAGCUGCUCACUGCCACGAGUACGAAAUCGUGCACACCUUGCUGAGGAAAGGCGCUCGCAUCGAGAGGCCUCACGACUACUUCUGCAAAUGCAGCGAAUGCAACGAGAAGCAAAAGCACGAUUCCUUCAGCCAUUCCAGGUCCAGGAUCAAUGCCUACAAAGGUUUGGCCAGCCCUGCUUACCUUUCCUUGUCUAGCGAGGACCCCGUAAUGAUUGCCUUAGAACUAAGCAAUGAGCUGGCUGUGCUUGCUAACAUUGAAAAAGAAUUCAAGGUAAGUUGUUUUGGGUUUUUUUUCUCCUGGGGUUAGGGGUUAGUUUUAUAACAGGAGGCCACUGCUGGAUCAAGCCAAAGAGCCAUCUACUUUAGCCUCCUGUUUCCAUUGGUUAAUGUAAAAACAUAAGAAGAUCCUGAUGGUUCUGGGCAAUGCCCCAUCUGGUCAACCACCGUGGGGAACCUGCAAGUAGGACCCAAACACAAGAACACUCUUCCCUUCUGCCAGGAUAUUUUUUUUUUUGAGGGGGUAUGUGGCUGCUGCCGUCUCUGCCGCCACUCCCACCCCGCCAGAGGCAUUCUGGUGCCACCCGCCAAAGCUGGUCUACUACAAAGUGCUUAUUUUUUCCUCCUUUCAAUGACACAUGGGCCACUCUAGCCAUGUGACUUUGUGGUAGAGAAGGACUUUCCGCUAUAGCCGUAUCCUCCAAAUGUCUCUAGGAAGUCCACAAAUAUGGAUGGAAGUUUUGUCUCCCCAGUGUCUGGAAUUCUGAGAUAUACUGUCCCCCAGAGCAUGUGUGUGUGGGGGGGUCAAUUUAGUUAUGAAAAUGUGGAGCUGUCAUUGGCCACAGGCUAAGAAGCCAAGCACAGCUAAGGAUGUUAUUGAUUACUCAGCCUACAGUGGAAAAAAUAUAUAUUGUCAUGCCAGUUUAAGGGGAAUCUAAUGAACCACCUUUAGAUCACUUUCACAUUGCCAAAGAUGAGGACAAAAGAGGGUGCCAGUUUGCACAAAACAUGUGCAUGCUAAUUUGCAUGUGCAGGUGCAAAUUUAUAAAUAAUUACUUUAAUUUUAACCAUGCAUCUCACCAUAGUGGGGGAGACUGCAGCCUGGUGACCUAUGUGACUGCUUGGUUUGCCGCUGUGCAGGUGAUCACUGCUGAUUGGGAAAAUGCAAGCCCCACCUCCCUCUCCUCCUCCUAAAAUGGACUUGGAGCAGACAGGACUUGUGCCAGUCACCUUUGAAUAAAGCUAGAUGGGUCACUAGUUAAUGUUAUGCUUGUUGCUUAUUUUAAAAAAUGGCCGAUUUCUGUGGCUUCUUUUCCUUCACAGAAUGAUUACAAAAAAUUGUCUAUGCAGUGCAAAGACUUUGUGGUUGGACUUCUUGAUUUAUGCAGAAACACAGAAGAAGUAGAAGCUAUUCUAAACGGAGAUGUUGAGCUGCACCAUGGGGAACACGGACGCCCUAGCCUUAGCCGCCUAAAACUUGCCAUAAAGUAUGAAGUCAAAAAGGUAAGCUCUGGUUUAAGCAGCUGAUUGGGUCAGAAAUGUUUCCAUUAAUUUCCUUCCCAUUUAUCUUCCUAUCCAAGUACCAAGUAUCCAAAUAACACACAGAGUUCCAUGAACAUUUGUCCUUGUCCCAGUGAAUCAGCAUGUGAAGAUAAACUUUCCUGAACUUUCUGGAUAAUUUGGACAUUCAAUUUAGCAUUUAUAUAUCCUGCAGUACAUAAGCGGAAACCUACAGGACAUACAGCCCACAUGCAGUACAUGUUUCAGGGCUAUAGCUAAGUGGUAGAGCACAUGUUUUACACCCAGCAAAUCCCAGGUUCAAUCCCUGAUAUCUCCAGGUAGGACUGGGAAAGAUCCCUUUCUGAAACUUUGGAGAGCCACUUCCAGUCCGACGGAGCAGUGUUGUGACUUGGUGCAAGGCGGCUUAAAGGCAAAUAUCAAUAAUUGGAACUAGUCCUAGAUUCUAACAGACUGCCACUGAAGUCCUUUCAAAAUUGGCAUGUUCUGCAUAAACCUGGGCCACACCAAUCAAAAUUAUAAUAUAGCCCAAUUGCAUUACAGUCCCUUCCCCCCCAAAAAAACCCAAUUUCAAUGAAAUGGAAGCCUUUGAAGGUGUGGAGAGGUCCAUGUGAGUAUCAACUACAUGGGUAUCAACUACUUUGGAGAAAGUUGCUCUAUAGCUUCCAUGAGGUGCCUGCUGUGCAGAUUUUAUUUAAAUGUAGCUAAAGUGCCCUUCACAUUUUCAGAGGCACAAGGCCUCUCCUACAAAAUGCUGUGAUCCAAUAAAAGGGGAUGGAUGCUACCACCGUGCCUAGAUUGAAAAAAUUCCCAGAGGCAUCUUUCAAGCCAUGUCUGAACACAAUUUACACCAUCUGCUUGACCCAACCUGGCAGUUUUUAUUUGCAGUAAGAAUCUUCUAGGGAAACCUGGAGGGGGAAAAAAAUUUAAAGGAUGAAAUUGCAGAAAACGUAAAACCCAGUGUGUUGUCUUGACAAGGAAACUUACUGCCUUAUAUAGGCAUGUGUUGCACACAGAAGCUUCUUUCAUCCACACUGCUGCUCUUCCCUUUGUGAUAAUCACAUGAAGAUUACCUGCAUUGUUUCUGUUUUAAUACCUUCGCUAGCGGCUAAUUAUGAAAUGAGUGGUGGUAAUGUUCUCUUGUAUUCCUUUCCUUUGUCGUUUAGUUUGUAGCACAUCCAAACUGCCAGCAGCAGCUCCUCUCUAUCUGGUAUGAGAAUCUGUCAGGUUUACGACAACAGACGAUGGCGGUGAAGUUUUUAGUGGUUCUUGCUGUUGCUGUUGGGCUGCCAUUCCUGUCGAUGGCUUAUUGGAUUGCUCCAUGCAGUAAGGUACUAGUUGGUGCAAGGUUGCAUCAGCCUUUUAAAACAGUUUCUGUACUUCGUUUGCAUGCAGAUUUGAAAGUGGGCUAAAGUGAAGCAUGCACAAUAAAUAAGAGAGGCACUUAGCAAUGCUUUAGUAGCAAGUUAUUUAUUGUAAUGGUGUGAAGGCAGGAUCACACACCUUGUUCUCAAUAAAAAGCAGCGAAAGCAUUAUGUUCAACUUAAUUUGCUUUUCAUUUGUGAAGGUGGCAGGAAUGGGGGAGAAAACAGUGGCUGAAAGGCAUCAUUUAUGUCUUUUGUGUUUGUGCCUGUGCUGUUUGUUAGCAACACACAUACAUAUAAUCUCUCUUUCUCUCUCUCUGUGUGUGUAUUUUAUCAUUUGAAGCCUUAAGCCUUUUAAAUUAGUGUACUGGUACUGAAAACGGGACAGCUUGAAGCUAACGAAAAAUCUGAUUGCAUAAUGAAAUACCAACAUCCAAUAUCAACAUUACAUUAUGAAAUAUCAACAGCAAUGACAGCAUCAACACAAAACAAGACACCAUGGUGGUGCUGCAGUCCAGUUACACAAGCAGAGUAGCUAAAUGUUUACAUUGCUAUGCAAAUGCCUUUAAAUUGAAGACCCAGGGGAGUAGGCCCAGGGCAGUAAGAAGAUAAAGAGAUUUGUGACAUGCUUUUCUUUUCUUUUUCUUUUUUUUAAAUGAUAUUUAUUAAAGUUUCAACAUGAAAAGAGACAAUAAAAAAAAAGAAUUUAAAAAGAAAAAGAAAAAUACACAAUACAAAAUACAGAAAGAAAAAAAAAGAAAAAACAGUUAAAAACAAUUCCAUCUUUUCAUCAGCUACUUUUGGAUUUACUUAUUUUCUGGACCUCCUCAUACCUCCCUCUUUUGUAUUCCAAUUCAGUUUGUUUGUCCAGCAAUUCCUUUCCCUCCUUUUUAAUCCCAAUCCUUAAUCUUAAUAUAAUAUAACAUUAAAUUUUUACCUAUUAAUAGCCAAUUUUCCAUUCUUAUUAACCUGUUUUAAUCCUAAGUCCUUAAUCUUAAUCUGUAUAUAACUUUAAAGCCUGUACAGCUAGAGAACCCCUUAAUUUCAAUCCAUCAUCACUCUAACAUUCUUUAAUUUUACAAUAUUUCUGUAGGUAGUCUUUAAAUAUCAUCCAAACUACUAACAACGACACUUCACACAGGGCACGGAUUCUGCCAGUCAUUUCCACCAAUUCCAUAUAGUCCAUCAAUUUCAUCUGCCAUUCCUCCAGUGUGGGUAGCUCUUGUGUCUUCCAAUACUUUGCGAUGAGUAUUCUUGCUGCUGUUGUUGCAUACUGUAACAUGCUUUUCAAUGGCCCAGUACACAUGUAACACUAAGCCAAACUAUGGCUGAGCACAAAUGAGCAAGUGCCCACAGACUGGAAAACAUGGCUACUUUGCUGCUGGCUGGAGCUAAGUCAUGGGUUGGAUUAGUGUUAUCUCCAAACCCAGGCUCCCUAACACAAACCAUGAGUGCCAAACCAAACCUUGUGGUUUGUCUAGAAUAAAACAAGCCACUAGCCUGGGUUCAGAACCAAUUCUGAACCAAAUCAUGGCUUAGCGCUGUGCAGCAUGGCAGCAGCAGUGCUGGGUGGAGCUAAACGGCUGUGAUUUUUACUCCAUUCACUUGCCUGUUUAUGUCACGGCUUGGCUUAGCAUUGCAUGUGGACCAGGCCAUUGUGGCAUAAAUGUUCCCAGGCAACUGAAACUCUGGAGAGCCACUGCCAGCCAUACUGGAUUAUUUUUUUACUGCUGCUUAUUACGUCCCACAUCUGUCUUCUGCCCGCUCUGACCCACUUUCCUGGCACCUUCAAGUGACGCUGUUUCCCAGCCUCAUCCUCACUUGUGAAUGCAGGCAGGUAAUCAAUUUGAAAGGACACUGCCAAGGUAUUUUAUUUAUCAUUUACAAAGUGUGUUUUAAUCAUUGCUGUCUUUAACCAUCCCCUUGGAAGCUUUAAAAAGGAGCUUGUCAGUAUAAACAACAAGCUUUAUUAGGGGGAGGGAAUAGUCAUUUAGCCUCUGAGGGGACUGACAGACUGUUUUGCAAAAGAAAAACAAAACUAUUUUUAGGCUGCCGCCCUAAACGAACUUACUGGAGCAUUAGUCUCAAUGAAUUAGACUUGCUUCUGAGUUAAAGUGCGUGUUGCUACUUAUUUAUUUGGUUGGAGGAUGAGGGUGGAAUGAAGAUUUCCUAAAGAAUUUAGCAGACUAGUGUGCCUAGCAUUUGGCUUUACCAACCUUUAUUAAUAUUAGAUUCAGCCAUACUUAACGUUUUGUAAACAGUUUAUUUAUCUUUGGCCAUUUUCCACUGGCCUUUCACUCCCUCCUAAGCUUAAACAUGCUUAAGAAAAGAAAGAAAGUAGCUCGAGACUCUUCCUAAUGGUGCCUAUUAAAUAGUUGCUGGAAAAAUAAAAAAUUGGGAGUAUUUGUGGUUGACUCUGUUUUGAAAAAUGAAAACCAUUUAACCUCCCUUUACAUAUACAGGGGUACCUCAGGUUAAGUACUUAAUUCGUUCCGGAGGUCCGUUCUUAACCUGAAACUGUUCUUAACCUGAAGCACCACUUUAGCUAAUGGGGCCUCCUGCUGCCGCCGUGCCGCCGGAGCCCAAUUUCUGUUCUUAUCCUGAAGCAAAGUUCUUAACCUGAAGCACUAUUUCUGGGUUAGUGUAGUGUGUAACCUGAAGUGUAUGUAACCUGAAGCGUAUGUAACCUGAGGUACCACUGUAAACCACAGUUAUUGCAAAUACAGUUUCCCUCAUUCAGUGAGCUACUAUGUUUGCUUCCUUCUCUUCCCAAACCUUUCCCCAUGAGCUGUGAGCAGCCAACUCACCACAUCCUGUAAAGUUUCUCCACACACAUCCUGCCUGACGCUUUUGACGUCUUGUGUUCCAACAUGUCAUGCACCCCUUUCCCCAUGUAAACUGACCAGAGCCUGCAUGCCUCUCAAAUUAAUCUGGCUUUGGUGUGAUGACUAUGAUAGUAUUUUAAAACCUAUGGGAAAUUCCAAUGCCUACUAUUUCUAACAGUCUCUAAUUUCAAUCUAAUGGUUAUAUUUAUUCGCUUUCUAAAAGAUAAUUUGCUACCCUCCUAUAGAACUGAGCAAACAGGGUGGUUCAAGUUUUCCAUAGGCUUUACACAGAAUCCUGGAUCUUCCCCAUCUUUCCCACAUUUUUUGGUGGCUAGGGAAACAAUUUCUAAACCUGCAAUCCUAUGGACACUUACUUGGGAUUUGCUUCCGUUGAAUAGGUUUGGCAAGAGGAGGGAGACAGUCACAGAUGCACUCAGAAUACUGAGUUGACCCUCUAAUCCUUGGGUGAGAAGUCUUCUUCAGGCUGAAGGCCGCAUUACCCAGUAGAAAGCUGGCAGGAGCCAUAUUUGAAUAGUGGGCAGGGCCACAUUCAACCGCACACCUGACCGACACACCCUUAACAUACAGGGACAUACACCAUCAUACAGUCAAGUAUACAUACAAAACUGUUUCCCAUAGAAAGAGGCAUAGAUUUAAUUCCUAGUAAUUCCACUUAAAUUUCAUCAUGCAUUUUCCCUGUAGACUUCGCAAAAAAAGUUUGUAAGCUAAUAGCCAUUGAUAUAGCCUUAUUGUCCCCAUGAAUUUGUCUAAUCCCAUUCUUUUUUUCUUUUUACAUUUUCCAAAUUUAUUAUACACAUCUUACAGGUUUUUUUUGCUAUUUGCAGCUUUUGUUUUUUUAAAAAUAAUUUUAUUUUGACAAAGUAAUAAUAAAAAAUAAAUAAUUUGAAUAAAAAUGUGCACCCCACCCAAGUGACUAUUCCAUUGUAACUAUCCAACCUCCCAGAAUUUCAAAACCUCUUGCGAUGGUUUGACCCCUUUCCGUUUUAACAGUACAAAUUCUACAAACACCUUCCAUAUCUCCUCAAAAUAAUUUCUCCUGCAUACCCCAUCUUACCUUAAUAGCACAUGUUAAUUUAUCAUCUAAUCCCAUUCUAAAGCUGUCCAAGUUUCUGGUCAUUGCUGUAUCUUAUAGAAGUGAAUGUCACAGUUUAAAUAUGAACUGUGCUUAAGAAAUAUUGCUUUUUGUCUGUCCUGAAGCUUCUAGCAUUCAGCUUUAUGAAUGACCCUGGGUUCUAGUAUCAUGAAAAAGGGAGAAAAACAUCUCUCUAUCUGCUUCCAUGCACAAUUUUUAUACAUCUCUAUCUUGUUCCCUUUUACUUGCUUUCUCCCCCAAACUAAAAAGCCCCUAGCCCCAAACGUUUUAACCUGUACUCACAGAGAUGUUGUUGUAGCCCAUUGAAUAAUUUUGCUGUCCUAUUAUGAACUUUCCCAGCUCUACCAUAUCCUUUCUAAGGUGAGGCAACCAAAUCUCCGGAAUUCCAAGUGUGGCCUCGCCAUAGAUUCAUAAAACAGCUUUAUGUUUUGGUAGUUUUGUUUACAAUCCCUUUCGUUAGAAACCUAGUGUGGAGUUUGAUCUUUCCACUGCUGACGCACACCGGCUUGACAUUUUCGCUCGACUCUCCAUCCCGACCCUAAGUCUCUGUCACUUCAGACUCCAUUAGCAUACAUUUGGAGUUAGGACCUUUUUGCUGUUCUGUGAAUCACUUCACACACAUUGAUCUGCAUUUGUCAUUUUUAAGCCAUGCCCUGACACCCUUCUUACCCAAGAAGCUGUCUGCCUUCAGUUCCCCAGAGCCUGGUGGGGAGCUGUAAUCCCAGAAAAGGUUCAGAAAAGACUGGGAUGUAUAGAUCUUCUCAGGCAGCUUUUCCCCCUUCCUGAACAUCUGCCACAUCCCAAUGGGCGUCAGGUCCUUCUCUGGCUCCUCCUGAGUACAGCCCAGGAAGUGAAGGCCUCUGAUUGCCAGCCAAGUACAUCUGUGCCAGCUCUGGACUUCUUGCCAGGCCAGCAAUGACAUCUCUGUUCCUGGGAGGGCUGCAGGCGAAGGAAGGUAGUCAGGGGUCCAGGUGGGGGUCUGGUGUGUGUGGCAUCAUCAGGGGCAGACAGCGUUUUUGGGGGGCUGGGUGUUUUUGGUGCUGAAGGUCUAUGCAGGGUUCCACUCCACUUCUUUGGCUGAGGUCCUCCUGGAGUUAUUGUUGGUCUAGACCAGUGUUUCUCAACCUUGGGUCCCCAGAUGUUGUUGGACUACAACUCCCAUCAUCCCUGAGCUCUGGCCUUGCUAGCUAGGGAUGAUGGGAGUUGUAGUUCAACAACAUCUGGGGACCCAAGGUUGAGAAAGGCUGGUCUGGACUCUUUCUGAGGCAGAGGGUAAGGGAAGCAGUUUUCCCAUGAUGCAAACCUGUCACACACAAGUGCCACAGCCUGGCACUCUCCUGGGUUGUUGUGUGUAUAUAAAAAAUAAAUUUUGAUGAUAUGCAGAGUAACAGAGUAGCUUGCAGCUAGGAAGCUAAAUAACUCUUCUAGGUGAUGGAUAGCUUCUUUAUAAAGACAAUGUCCAGUUCAAAAGAACUUUACUUUCAUAAACAUAUAACUGAGAAUAUAUUUACAAUCACAUGCUUAGUCAAACAUGGGUAUGUUCUCACUUGAAUUGUAGAUGGAAGUCUUUGACGUUUCUUAUGAAAGGUUUUUACUUUCACCUUAACAGUAUUCUCUUUGUUGCUUACAGAGAGCUCCUGCACGGGUUUCUCCCUAUUAAUGUUUAGGGAUCUUCCUCUGUUUGUUUCACUUCAGAUAUAUCUCAGAGACACACACUAUCCACAGCAGAUUCCUGAGAAGUUUAUCUCAGCAGCCAUUCUCCCUCACACACAGAGAGAAAACAGAGAGAGCAGUUAAAAACAACAGUUACUUGAAUAACAGUCACAACAGAAUAGAAUGCCUCUCUCAUGUGACUCACAGUCAGCCAAUCACUUGAGAGCUACUGCCAAAGGAAAUUUCCCCCAUGUUAAAAAAGUACACAGUAAUUUAACAUAAGUAAACAUUCCCUUUUCAGGAAUUUAAACCAUUAUCCUGUAAGUGGACCACUGCCUGACCAUGCUGUGGUCAUUGAAACAUAGGAAACUGCUAUUAUACCAAGUCAAAACUCUGGCUCAUCUAAACCAGUAUUGUCCAUUGGUUGGCAGCAGGUCUCCAUGCUUACAGACAGAAGUCUUUGCCAGCCAUCCCUGAAGAUGCCAGAGAUUGCACUUAGGGACUCUCGCACGGGACUCAUGUGCUUUACCUCUCAGUUAUGCCCCUUCCCCAGCUGUGUUUCUUCAAUCUGUGGUUCCCACCUCGAAGGUGGCAGCAACCAUUGUGCCACAGCAUCUGGCAUUUCUACUCCUCUGUCCCCUGCACUGCUGUAAUCCUGAAAUCCCUGGGCAAUUUGAGCAACAUACAGGGUAUAUGGAAGUACAGAAAACUGCAAAAGGCUAAUUAGAAAUAGCAUUAAGGGGUAAUUAUUUUAUGCAAAGCAUUCUUUCUUGUUUCUUCACUGUGUCUGGCUGUUGUUUCUUUUCGAUAGCAGCCUUCUCAAGAUAAAUUUAUUUUGGUGGGGGAGUGAUGCAAUCUUUAAAAUCUCUCUCUUUUUAAAUUUUUGCAGUUGGGUAAAAUAAUGCGCGGACCCUUUAUGAAAUUUGUGGCACAUGCAGCCUCUUUCACCAUUUUCCUUGGUUUGCUGGUCAUGAAUGCGGCAGACAGGUUUGAUGGCACCAAACUGAAGCCCAAUGAAAGCAGAACGGAUGGAAAACAGCUGUUCAGGAUGAAAACUUCAUGUUUCUCGUGGAUGGAGUUGCUGAUUAUCUCAUGGGUAAUAGGUAAAAAACAUAUCACAAAUCUGUGUCUUGCAACCCUAGCAGAGGACUGUGUGUCUGUUAAGACUCUUUUCUCUUAUAGUGGUGAAGUACGAGACACAAAGUGAAGGGUCUUGUUGAAUUCCACAUUCAUUCAUGUGUAUCGCUUGCAUAGGUUGCGGGUGGAAAAUGCCACAGCGUUCUUCCUUUCUUUCCUUUCUUUGGUGCUUUUCAUGAAACACAUGCAUUUAUGUGUUAGCACACCAAACAAGGAACAUUUGAGGUGCAUUUUCAGAAUGCUCUGAUUAUAUCAGAUGAUCUACUUAUUCAUACAAGCAAACACAUUCUGAAUCAGAUCUGUUAAGUCUCUGCCAGUUAACCUGGUUCCAAAACCCAGCUCCUACUUUCUUGGUUAUAAGAGAAGACAGUUCACCCCAGAAAACACAGUUGAUUGUCACAUCUUAAAGCACCCAGCACCGUACAGAUGACAUGCUGUUAUUAAUUCAUUUAAAAUUUACAUUUCAGAAGCCUAGAAAAAGGGGUGCAAGUUUCAAUGUGUACACAUGUUACUCUUGUUAUAGCUAAAAGAAAGAAAGAAAACGAAUACACCUUCUGUUUCCUUCUUCUAAGCCUUAUGCAGAAAAAAAAAGAGGUGGCAUGUUACUUUGAAAGUGCCGAAAAUUCAGGGAAGUGCUCUACAGAAGUGACAGCAUGUUACAUCAAAUGAAACCAAUCAUUUCUGGCUGCAUUAUCUAAAAUAAGAAUUAAAUCUUUUAAAGCCAAUUUUUAAAAAGAAAGUCGAUAGUUAACAGGCAAGACAGAAACUUGAUGCUAAUGAGUGUAUUCAGAUAUUGUCAGUGAGCACUGGAGAUUACUAACAUGCAACAUCAGAGAAAUCCAAAUUGGUAGGAGAUAGCAUUUCUGGUUGAUUAGGUGCUAUGCAUUAGAAGCUACUAUAAAAUGUAAUAAAAAGUUAAUGAACCGAGAACUGUGAGAGACAUGAAGGAGCAAGUAGAUAUCUGAAAGCUGUAUAAAUUGUGAAGGAGAAACGCACACAAUCACAAACAUAGGAUAAUAAUUAUAACACACAUUCAUUCGUUUGAAACGCCAUGUAAAACUCAUAGCGAGCUGAAGAUCUGUGCAGCACCUUUACACUUCCAGCUGCAGGAGAAGGCGGAUGCAGCUCGUCCAAAAUCUUUUCCAACUUUGGUUAAGAUAUCUUCCUCUUUUGCUGUCUGCUAACAGCAGGGGGUGCUUUUAGGGUGCAGUUGCUCAAGGUGGCCCAGUCUUGAGUUAAAAAUUCAAAAGGGAUCCCAGCUGCAUGAAACAUGCACUAUUCUUUUUUUUUUUAAGUAAUAUUUAUUAAAGUUUCAAAAGAAGAAAAAUCACAUUAAUAAAAAAAUUAACAAUAAAAAGGAAAAAUACAAAGUAGAAAAAAGAAAAAAAACAAUUAAAAACAAUUCCAUCUUUUCUUCACUUCUUUUACGUUUACUUGUUUCCCGGACCUCCUCAUACCUCCCUCUUUUGUAUUCCAAUUCAAUUUGUUAAUCCAACAAUUCCUUUCCCUCCUUUUUAGUCCUAAUCUUUAAUCUUGAUAUAUUAUAACAUUAAGAAACAUGCACUAUUCUUAAGUAGUGUAGGGUGGUAGAAGAAUGAGAAGCUUAUUGUUCAGAGGCUGGCCUCUAUGCUCAAUUCUCUCUCUCUCUCUCUCUCUCUCUCUCUCUCUCUCCCCCUCUCCCUCCCUCCCUCCCUCCCUCUCCACACACUAGCUCUCAGCUCAUAUCAGCUUCAGCUUCUGCUUCUGCAGCAAAGCUCUGCUCCCAAGUCACAGCAGUCAGAAAUGGCGUGGUCAGUUGCUAGGCUCUAAACAUCGCUUCUUUACGAAUUCACUACACUAGAAACCUUAUCUGAAUGAUCAUCCCUGGGGAGGCACAGCUCACCUUGGCAAAUCUAGCAGGGAGGGAGGUUGUGACAUGCUCUGCCAUGCCAGGAUUGCUAGCAAACUGGCCUCUCUCACCAGUGUUUGCUAUAGAAGGGGUGCUGAUAAAAGCUGUUGGUGUAUGAAAACCCAUAGCCGCCACAUACAUCUCCUGCUGCGCUGGUAAAUUCAAAGCUAGAGUGCCGAUAUCCACCUUGCAAUUUGACAACUCUCCACAAAGCCAAUGGCCACCCCACCAUUUUUACAUAAUGAGUAGGGAAUUUGAAUAGAAUUUGUUGGUAUCCGUCUUGAGAGACAAUGGAACAAACCUCCGGGGGGUGAAGUCAAAGAGCUGUAGGAUCACAGCGCCUGCUGUGGCUGCAGCAACCGGGAACUCAUAACUGCCACCUCCCGCAUUGUUUUUACCGCAUUAGCAGCACUGAACUGACCUCCCUGCGCAGAAGCCUAGGCAAGUGUGUAUGGAAGUCCUGGGCUGCCCAGAUGACAACACCCCACUCUUCAGCCUUGCUAAUGUGGUCCAAAGGAAAGCAGAGCAAUAUGUUUGGUACCAGCUUAGCUGCAGGAGUUGCCUGAAGCAGGCAUACAAGGCACCAUCCAACCAUCUUAGGGACUCCACUCCAGAUUUGCGUAGGGUUUACUCCUUAGGCUUUUCUUCUCUCGGUGAUGUCCCACAAAGCAAUGGGUGGAAUAUUUCUUGUAUAAAUAAAAUAAGAACUUGGCUUUCAUUUUUCAAAGCAGGUAUCUCUACUUCUCAAGACACGGAACUCAGAUAUAUUUGACGUUUUUCUAUGACAUUUUGUGGAAAGCUAAUGCUGUGUGUGCUCUCUUCUUUCCUCCUCUAGGUAUGAUAUGGUCCGAGUGUAAAGAGAUUUGGUCCCAAGGUCCCAAGGAAUACCUGUUUGAGUUGUGGAAUAUGCUGGAUUUUGGGAUGCUAGCUAUUUUUGCAGCUUCAUUCAUUGCGAGGUUCAUGGCAUUUUGGCAUGCUUCCAGAGCCCAGAGCAUGGUCGAUGCAGAUGUGAAGGACUUGAAAACGGUGACAUUGCCUCCCAGCAUAAAAUACUACACUUUGGGUGAGUUUAUGAACCGUUGAGAUUUGUGUUGGCUGAGCAAAGGAGAACUGUUCCAGUUUGGGUUCUACCCUCCCGAUCAGGAGAAAACUGGCUUGCUCCAUCUUCCAUGUGACAGGCCUUGAGAUAUUUGAAGAUGGCUGCCAUAUCUCCUCUCAUGUCUCCUCUUAUCCAGGCAACCCCCUCAACCGUUCCUCAUAAGGCUUGGGUUCAGACCCUUGACCGUCUUGGUCACCCUCUUCUGCACACAUUCCAACUCAUCAAUAUCCUUCUGAAAUCGUGGCACCCAGAACUGGACACAGAACUCUAGGUGUUAUCUGAUCAGGGCAGAAUAGAGUGGUACUAUUACUUCCCUUUAUUACUUCCCUAUACUUCUGUUGUUGCAGCCAAGAAUAGCAUUACCUCUUUUUGCUACUGCAUCACACCGUUGACUCAUGUUAAGUUUGUGGUCUACUAAGACCCCAUGAUCCUUUUCACAUGUAAGGCCAUUGUGGGAUAAAAUGUUUUCAUCUAGAGCUUAUAAGGAACUCAUUACUACUGAGCUGCAUAUCCUCUUCUUUUCACAACCCAUGCAAGUGGUGGAGAUUUUCAGUGACUUUCAGUGAGCUUACAAUUCCUGCCUGGCAAGGCAGCAGCAGGUUUCAUAUUCAUUUUCUUUCCUAAAAUAUCCUAUAAAAAUAAUUUUCUUCUGCUUGAAGAAAAUACCCCAAUGGGAAUGACGCUAUCCUUUGGAUGGCUUUAUGGACUGAUGUAGUUGUAAUGUUAUAUAGAUAUACAUAAACACAUCAGUUUUUUAUGUUUACAACAUCAACAUCCUUAUUUUUAUUAAAAAAAUAUUUUUAAAAUUAUUUAGCUUAUUUUUUAUCCUUAAACCAUUUGAUUUCCUUAUAUUGCAAACCCCUUUGGGAACAUAACUAUUAAUAUGUAGAAAGAGUGCUGUAAGUUGCUCUGGGCUUAUAGAGCAGGUUGUAAUUCAAACGAAGAAAUGGGAAUCUUCAUUUUUAGCUGCAGUUUAUACACUCCCCCCUUACUCUAUAACUAGUUUCUUCACGUAAAAUCGAGAGGUUAUGAGCAAUCAGGAAUUGUUACAGUGAGAUAAAGUGAUGUGUGCUGGACAGAAAAGCAGUAGCCAGCGCAGUCCUCUGCAUGUCUACUCAGAAGUAAGCCUCACAGAGUUCAGCAGGACUUUCUCUCAGAUAAGCGUGUAUAGGAUUGCAGGCUGCACCACCAGUUUCUAGGGAGCAAUGGCAAUUUAUAACAGUGGAGGAUCUGCUCUUCACUUCCUAAACAACAUAAUUCUGAACCCACUGCAGUUGCAAUGGUUGAGUUUGAGAGCUGUUAGGUUUUUAGUUUCAUUGGAGGUUUCUAAGCAGAGGUUGGAUGGCCACCUGUCAUGGAUUCUUCAGUUGAGAUUCCUGCACUGCAGGGGGUUGGACUAGAUGACCCUCGGGGUCCCUCCCUAUUCUACAGUUCUAUGAUUCUGUCUUUCACAAUGCAGUUUGUAUGUUGUUGUUGUUUUGUAAUAGAGGUGACUCUCAACCUACACAGGGGUUACAUUCUAGGGGUAGCACAUAAGCCAAAUUUGCAUAUAGUCAAAACGCAUUGGGUUCAAUUAUGAGUGGGAUCCCCAAAGUCUUGUUUCCUAGAUGACCACCCCCUUUCCACUCCCUUUUUAUUUAUUUAUUCUUAUUUUGCCAAAUUACCUGUAUUUCAAAAUGAAGAAAGAAUGAUUAAUAAAAAGAUAACUGUGAACAGAAUUGUUCAUUUGUUUAUUUCAUCUCUCUCCUUUUUUUUAUAUUAAUCUUAAUAUAAAGCCAGGUCAUAUGUAAAGCAUAGUCAUAAAAUUAAAUGAAACACCACUUUUUAAAAAAUAAUGAGAACAACGAGACACUGAAAUGUCAAAAACCAGAGGUAUGCAAAACCAUUAGUAGGAGUGGGCUGGGCAAUGGUGUAUCAAUACAUUGCCCAGGACCGGUUUGAAGGUUAGAGCGUGAUGGCACCUUCUCCCGAGUCUUGUUUUUCCCUCGGUGCGCCAGGCACUGACAGCAGAGGGACUCCCUCCAGCACCCAGCGCAUGGAGGAACAAGCUGGCGUUCACCCUGGCCAGGGUGAAUCCACUGCCACUCCCACUGAGGGAGCUGAGGCGAUUUCACCCCGGUGCCUCACGGGACCAGGCCCGAUGCAGCUUGUUCCUCCCUCCACUUUUCAACAUUGCGAUGUAUCACUAUAUUGCGAUGUUUGACUGGUGAUACAUUGCAAUGUUGAAAAGCUGAUAUUUCCCAGCCCUAAAUAGGGGCUGCAGUUCAUACAUGAAUAGCCACAGAAACGGCAUGUGGGUAAUGUCACAAAUUUGCCUGAAAAGAAGCAGCCAUUUUGUUGUUGUCUCUGUGUGUUGACAUCCCUCUGAAAGGUGCUUCUCUCUCUUGUUCACAAGCGCUUUACUUCUGAUAGCAAGGGGAUGCACAGCAAGAUCUCCGGACAUUGGCUUAACGUUUGGGCAGCUAAAUAUGGAACAUAUAUCAAAACAUUAAACAGAUGUUCUUGUGGGUUUUCUUUUGUUUUUUUUACAGCAAGAAUAGACUGGGAUCCAUCCGACCCUCAAAUCAUAUCUGAAGGCCUGUAUGCAAUCGCUGUGGUCUUAAGCUUCUCAAGAAUCGCCUAUAUUCUGCCAGCCAAUGAAAGCUUCGGACCUCUACAGAUAUCGCUUGGCAGAACUGUGAAAGACAUAUUCAAGUUCAUGGUCAUAUUUAUCAUGGUUUUUGUGGCCUUCAUGAUAGGAAUGUUUAAUCUCUACUCUUACUACCUGGGGGCAAAACAAAAUGAAGCCUUCACUACGUAAGUAAAUGUUGAAAUCUGGUUUUGCUGUAGUAAGUGUAGAUGAUUUUGUUGGAAGGCCAUCAGUCGGAUUUAAGCGCAUUCGCUGUUGUAAUGUUAAGUAUCCAAACUAUGGCCAUGGUUAGCUAUGGUCUGCAAUUCUUAAAUAUUGAUUUACCAACCAUCUUUCCUAAGCUAGCAGUAGUGAUGCAUCUAAAUGCCAAGCACAUUUACUAUAAAGUAAUUCUAAAGGCACUUCCAUGUUAAUGGAUUCAUGGUGAUUGGUGCAUUCAAUGAAAGUGCUGGCUAUCCCUUUGGGGCAAUCCUUUGAUUUCUACUAGUCCAGACGGACUACCAGGAUCAGUUCAGAUGUCACUCCCAAAAGCAGCGGCUAUGGUAGCUCUGAACAGCCGCAACAACCAGCAAAUAGAAGCACCUGCUUUGAAUUAUAGAUUAGGUCCUCUUUUAUAUUAUUUAGUUUGCAUAAAUACAUAAUGCACUCCUCCUAUGCGAGAUGUAUUAGGACAAGGUCUGUUUGUGCAUAACAAGAGUGUGAUGUAGACAUCUUUAGUCAGUGCUGCAUAGUUUAGUUGCUAGUGUCCAUAUAUGUCACUAGGUCCAUUAAAAUUUAAAUUAUGCUUGUGCAUGCUAAAGUAUAUAUCGACUGCAGCUACUUCCAUUGCACGUUCUCCCUGAUGGUUUUUGUGCAAAGCAGAGGUUGAUCAUGCCCUGUUUGAACAUUUAAAAUGUGGACAUUUUUAACAUUAUCAUGACAUGCCUGAUUUUCCUGCGCCAUUAACAUGUGCAGAGGAGGGCAACCAAGAUGAUCAAGGGUCUAGUAACCAAGCCUAACAAGGAACGGUUGAUGGAGCUGGUGUGUUUAGCCAGGAAAAGAGGAGAGUGAGAGGAGAUAUGAUAGCCAUCUUCAAGGGCUGUCACAUGGAUGUUGGAGCAAACUUCUUUUCACUUGCUCUGGAGGGUAGGCUCCAUACCAAUGGAUUCAAGUUACAAGAAAGGAGAUUCCAACUAAACAUCAGGAAGAAUUUUCUGACAGUAAGAGCUGUUUGACAGUGGAACAGUCUCCCUCGGGAGGUUGUGGACUCUCCUUCCUUGGAGGCUUUUAAGCAGAGCCAUCUGUCAUGGAUGCUUUAGCUGAGAUUCCUGCAUUGCAAGGGGUUGGACUGGAUGACCCUUGAGGGUCCUUCCAACUUUGAUUCUAUGAUCAUGAAUUGGAGGCAAGUUGGUGCCAACAUAGGGCUUGUCCCAUGCCUAGAAAGCAUGGGUCUGAGGUUUUCCGCUUCUCUUGCGCUUUCUAGGCAUGGGUCUGAGUGGUUUUGCUCUUGCCCUGCCACUUUCUCCAGGAAAACCCAGUCUUAAGCGAUAUAUCAGAGCAAACAGCAAUCUGGAGAAAACCCGAUUGAUGUUUGCUCUGAUUCAGUGGUAAUAGUCAGGUUUCCCCGGCGGGGGGGGGGGGGAAGUGGGGCAAGGGCAAGGCUGGAUGGUCCCAUACUCAGCUUUUACAGAUAUUUUACUCCACUGUUAUGUUCACUGGGAUUUAUUUUUCUUUCUUUCAGAGUGGAAGAAAGCUUCAAGACUUUGUUCUGGGCAAUAUUUGGACUCUCAGAAGUGAAAUCAGUUGUCAUAAACUAUAGGCACAAAUUUAUUGAGAACAUUGGUUAUGUCCUUUAUGGGGUUUAUAACGUCACCAUGGUUAUUGUUCUGCUGAACAUGCUUAUCGCCAUGAUCAACAGCUCAUUCCAAGAGAUUGAGGUAAUAAUGCUCUUUUGAACUACCUUUAGCUUACUCAGUCAUCAUUGAGGAAUGAUGUGGUCGGGCUCCCAGCUCCCCUCAGCCCCAGCCAGGAUGGGCAGCGGUCAAAGUAUAUUAGGAACUAUAGUCCAGUGGCAUCUGGAGGGCCACAGGUAUUCCAUCCCUGCUUUAUUAAAACAGUACAAUUUGUCAGAACAAAUAUAAAUUCAUGAUCAAAAAACAAACUCUUAGUAGGACUAGCACUGGUUACAACCCCGAGUUGCUUAAAAGUGCCAUUAUUUCAACAGGACUUGAGCUAAGUCAGUAUUAAUUUGUCCUACAGAUUUCAAUGGAAUCUAAGUUCAACUGCAUUAGACUGCGUCCAAGUCAAAUUCCUUAGAAUCAUGACCUGCCAGUGAGCUUCUUCCAACCACCUAGCUGAUCACAGUCAGAAAUGGGCUGAACACAAGUAGAACCUCAAUCCACCCGUUAUCUGAUCCAGGCGAGCUCUUCCUAUGAAGUAGCGUUACUGUUAUUUCCUGCAGUUUAGUUCAGCGCAGGAGUCUAGCUGGAGUCUGAGCAUCCAGCAAAACAACUUUUGCGUAUCAUUUCAAAUGACCACUGCUUAACUCUUUUCUCUGCCUUCCAGGAUGAUGCUGAUGUGGAAUGGAAGUUUGCAAGAGCAAAACUGUGGUUCUCCUAUUUUGAGGAGGGCAGAACGCUCCCGGUGCCGUUCAACCUAGUGCCUAGUCCCAAAUCUCUGAUUUACUUCUCGCUCAGAAUAAAGAAGUGGAUUUUUAAGUUGUUGUUUUGCAAUAGAAAAGGUUUCCAGGAAGACGCUGAGAUGAAUAAGGUAACUUCGCAAUGGAGUAAACCUGCCGCAUUCUGGAAUUGUAAACAACUUUAUGCAAUGCAUGACUCCAUUGGAGGAGGCCAAUUCGUGCCAGACCUGCACCACUAAAUAAAAUGGUUGUUUUCUUUCAAGGGUUUCUGGUAGAAAUUCCCUAACCUACAACGUUAAUUUGAUGGCUGCAAUUUUAGAAAUGGGCAGAGCAAUCCAAAUUCUCGAUCUGCUAUGCUGGAGGGAGUGUGGAGGUGUCCAAACGCCUAGCCCAGCCUGGCUCUGCUGGCCGCAGGGUUUCUAAAUGCAGUCUUGAGUUUGCAAAUGCUGCCAGGGGGGUUCUUGGUAGAGAGAAAAGCAUCCUUCGUUUCUCUUGAUUACAGUUUUGAAGUCUGGAGGGUGAAUUGCCUCUGAUUCAGUGUUCAUUGUGGUGGAAAUGUGGAACCUAAACCAAUGGUCAUAUGUGCAGGAAGGAAUGUCUGUGGGCUUAGCUUUGAACACACAAACAGAUAUCCCAGAGAACAGCACUGCCUGCUGACUACUUUUACUAGUUAUGGAUUGGAAUGUGCAUAUUACCUAAGAGUAAGGUAAAGGUAAAGGACCCCUGGAUGGUUAAGUCCAGUCAAAGGUGACUAUGGGGUUGCGGCGCUCGACUCCCUUUUAGGCCGAGGGAGCCGGCGUUUGUCCACAGGCAGCUUUCCAGGUCAUGUGGCCAGCAUGACUAAACCGCUACUGGCGCAUGGAGGACCAUGACGAGUGCCAGAGUGCAUGGGAACGCCAUUUACCUUCCCGCCGCUGCGGUACCUAUUUAUCUACUUGCACUGGCAUGCUUUUGAACUGCUAGGUUGGCAGGAGCCUGGGACAGAGCAACGGGAGCUCACCCCGUCGCAGGGAUUUCAAACCACCGACCUUCUGAUCGGCAAGCCCAAGGGGCUCAGUGGUUUAGACCACAGUAUUGCAGGGCUGACAGGAGAUCUGCUCUUGACAACAUGCAUUCAUAUCUGUAUGGACAUAUGCAUUUAACCUCUAGAUCCCUCCCCCCAACUAACUUGAAGAGGAGUUUAUCUGUGCAACUUUCCAUCAUUUCUGCUGCUAAGUGGAAAGUAAAAUUAUGUAGAAUACUGAAGGUUCAGGGUUACUGUCCACAUCAGCAGGAUAGCAAUUUCUGCUAAGAAAAUCUUAGAUCAAGUGACAAGGGCAUCCUUUUUGCCCAUGUUAACAUAUAUCUAUUUCAUACUUGCAACUUAUACAAUUGGGAGGAGACUCCUAAUUAGGUAGGGUGGCCAUGUAUGCAUGACCAAAAACACAGAAAUCAGAAGGUGGUAUCAGUUUGCGUAAAAUUUGCGUUUGCUAAUUUAUGUAUAUACAUGCAAUUUUGGAAAUAAUGACUAUAAGGGAAAUAGAAUGCAAUUUCAAGGGCCUUGCUUUGCCUUCUGAUGGUUCUUCAUCUUUGAAACAGAACUGAGGUGGACAGCCCUUCAAUUAGAUGACUGCCCCCUGACAGCUCUUCCAAAAGAGGACUCUGUAAUGUUGGGACACACACCUACCCUAUAAAUAGGAGUAGUAAAAGGACAUUCCGUAAGCAGGGAAAUCUUUGGGCAGUGUAUCGCUGUCAAACUCCAUAGUCUAUAGUCGAAUUUGACUGGACUUAACCAUCCAGGGGGCUUAGCGUUGAAUCCCCUCAAGUCAUUGCAUGAGCAGAAAAACGCCUGCAAACUUAUGCAAGUGCAGUGGAACUUCUCCUACCACCACCACCAGCACUUGCCUCAAAUGUGCUCCAGAGACUUAGGGGAACUCUCGUAGCAGAUUUGCAGGUUGCACAGGAGGAAGAGAUGGAGAAGAAGUUCUGUUGCGCUCAUGAAAGUCAUUCUGCUCAUGCAUACAACCCAAAGUAAUAGAGAAGGGCAGGGGAUGAGAACCAGAGGAAGAUAAGCUCCAUAAAAACUCUUACUCUCUGCUGUCUGAUUCCCGCCCCCCUCACCUUUUCAGGAAAAAAGGCUAAAGUCAAUAGUUAGGAUGUGUAGAUGUUCUAAUAAGAGCUCAGCCUGAGCGUUUCUGCAUCUUCACAGAGAAUGUUUAUCAGCUCCCCAAAUCCGAUGAUUCACUCCUGCGGGUAAAAUGAAUGGCUAUUACUUACCCGUCCAAUUCUGCUGAUAUAAACCUUCACGGCAUCCUUCCAGCUCCUGUGAGAGAAUAAAAGGCUUCUUUAGAAGCCGAGCAUCGCUUGCCACCAAGUGGUCACAUUCUGAAAUGCAACAUAACGUUAUCUUGGUAUGGCUUGCGUACACAACUGAAAUCCAGGAAUCGGUCCAGACAUUGCUGUAACAAGUCUUAACUGGUCCAAGCAAAUGUUUUGUGUGAACUGUCAGCUCAUGUUAGUAGUGUAAUUAAAAAGAAGAUUUUCCAGAAUUAGAAGAAAGGAAUUCUUGCAUAUGGCCCCACAGGCACUUGGUUUCCUGAAAGCUGCAUUGCAAAAAUCUCAAGGCAGCCUUGUAAAUAAACCCACAAAAGUUGCUAGCCCUCAAAAAACAUUUUACUAGGUAACUUUGCUCCAAGGGAUCUGUGCUUCUGGGAUGCUGCGGAAGAAAGGAUGCCCCAGCCCUCUAUGACCUGCAUGAUUCCAUCUUCAUUGUAGGCUACUUAUAAAAUUUAAAAGCUUUCUUCCAGUGAAUUGGUGGUGGAGGGGUUGAGCAAUCCUUUCCCUUCCCCCUUAACCAGUCCUUUGGAUUUCCAUGUUGGUCUUGGAGCAAUGGGAUUUCUGUAAUUUCUGCUGUUGAAGCACGCAGUUGGGCCCCAUUCACACCACACAUUUAAAUAACUAUGACGCCACUCAGGGCUUCCUCCAAAGAAUUAUGGGGGCUGUAGUUCCCUGUGGAGACGGAUUGGUUGUUUAAACCACUCUGGAAUUCGUAGCUCUGUGAGGAAAACAACUCUCAGCACCUUUAACAAACCAUAGCUCCCAGAAUUCUUUGGAACAAGCCAUGAUUGUUUAUAGUGUCUCAAGAAGAUGGUGUGAAUGUGGCCUUAAACAUUCAUUGAAGACAUUCAUUUCUUCAGCAAACAUUUACAUUUCAUUUUCUCCCCAGCAGUUUCCCCCAUUAAGAGUUAUUUUAUCCAAAAUAUCUCCAAAUCCUCUCUCUUGUGCAUAGGAGCAAUGCUUAAGGAGUACAGUAUUCUAAUGAAAUAUGUGGUAAGAAGGGGAAGGGGGAAGAAGAGAUUUAUUAAGCAAUCCUCACUUAGUACUUUUUUCUUUCUGUUUUUCAGAUAGGUCAAAGUAAGGAAUCAAGUAUAAGAAGCUCAGAUGACCUCAACUUAAACAGCUUAAGGAACCCUCAAAGGAAGUAUCAGGUAGGCUCUAGAUGUUAAUAGAGUACAGUAACUGUAAAGAACUUGACAGCCAAACAGAGGAUUAUCCACAGCCGCCCUCUUCCUCUCUCUCUCUCACUCAAGCCUGUUGCUUGUUCAUCAUCCAACCAUUCUGCUUCCCCCUUCAUCCUCUGACCUGUCUCCUGUCUCUCACCAUCACUCCCCUGGCUCUGAGUCUUCCUCUUCUGAGACUUCCCUAGAGGAUUCUAUAGCUGUGCUGCCUCCCCAGUUCUGCCCUCAUCUGGGUAAGCUGCCUCAGUGCCAGCGACAAGGCUGCCGUAUGUCCUCUUUUUCCAGGACAUGCCCUCUUUUUCAUGGGUAUGUAAAAUGAGAGUCGUCCUAGAGAUCCCCCACAGAAGUCAGCAAAUGUGUCCUCUUCUUUGCUUUUCAAAAUACGGCAACAUUAUGGGUCUACGUCAGACACAACUGUGCCUCACCCCAUGUGCCGCUACUGCUGUCUAGGAUCAGGAUGCGCAAGCCAAUACCUGAAAGGCUUUUCUGUUUCUCUUCCCCAGAAAAUUAUGAAACGUCUUAUCAAGCGAUACGUACUGAAAGCUCAGGUGGACAAAGAAAGUGACGAAGUCAAUGAAGGUAGGCUUCCGAAAUGAAUAGAAUAUCGGAUAGCAGAAUUAAAAGGCUAGCCAAAGUUGUUGGGUUUGCCCACCCCAUACUUAAAUGGCACCUUUAAUGGCACCUUUAACAAUGCUUCUGUUUUGAUAUGCAGCGUAACAGCUGCCGUGGCUUCUGGGUUAUAACUCUCCCAAUAACAAAUACAUAUACAGUGGUGCCCCGCAAGACGAAUGCCUCGCAAGACGGAAAACCCACUAGACGAAAGGGUUUUCCGUUUUGGUGGUGCUUCGCAAAACGAAUUUCCUAUGGGCUUGCUUCUUGCGAGUUCCUGCGGGGUUUUUUCCCCUCCCCCCCUUUUUCCCAAGCCGCUAAGCCGCUUAUCAGCUGAGCCACUAAGCCGCUAAGCCGCUUAACAGCUGAUCGCUAAGCCGCUUAUCAGCUGAUCCGCUAAGCCGCUUAACAGCUGAUCCGUUAAGCCACUAAGCCGCUUAUCAGCUGAUCUGCUAAGCCCGCUAAGCCGCUAAUAGCACUAAUCCGCUAAACCGCUAAUGGGCUUGCACGACGAAAAAACCGCAAGACGAAGAGACUCGCGGAACGGAUUCUUUUCGUCUUGCGAGGCACCACUGUAUAACCAUUGGCGUGCUGAGGGGGAGCUAGAGGUAAUGGUGGCAGAACCCUGUUUGAGGCCAGCCAGUUCCCUAUGCUCCAGGGGGUUGUAAGGUUUUAUUUGCCGGACCAAAUGAGCCUUUGGGUCUGAUUCAUCAGGGCUCUUCGUAAUGCUGUCCCCCUCCCCAUCCCCAGCUUCUCCUUUUUCUUCUAGUAAGCCCUUGAUCUUCCCUCUCCCUCUCUUAUAGGUGAGCUGAAAGAAAUUAAACAGGACAUCUCAAGCCUCCGUUACGAGCUCCUUGAAGAAAAAUCACAGAACACAGAAGACCUGGCAGAACUCAUCCGGAAACUUGGGGAGAAACUGUGUAUUGAGCCAAAACAGGAACAAAGGACCUCUCUCUGAAAUAGAAAGUGGGGGGGGGGGCGCACUCCUCCUCCAAGCUGGCAGUCCAGUGAAAGCCAUAUCAGUUCUAUCUACACCCCCUCCCCCUGCAAUUCUUCUUCAAUCAUAAUUGACACUUUUGCAGCAGCUACAAAAGUAGAUACAUCUUGACAAUUCUUUUUCUUUUUGGUUAACUGGGGAAAACCGGCAUUUUGAGCAGAUGUUAUUUAACCCCAUCAACGGAGGCCAACUCAACCAUUGAAAGGAAAAGACGUAAAAUAUGGUUUGAGAAGCCGCACAAUUAAAGACUUUAAUUACUGGUUCUACUGGUGCAAGGGAGCUCUCUUGUUCUCUCACUCUCUUUCACACUCCCACUAACGUGCACACAUAUUUUUACACUUCAGACGUAUGCACACUUAGAAGUAAAUUCCACUGAGAUGAAUGAGGUUUACAAAUUAAACAUUUAGGAAUAAGGUUCUGAUCACUUUCUUUUUUAAAAAAAUAAUGAACUGGUAUUUCUUUAAAUAAACAACAACAAAAAUACAAUUACAUUGCUUUAAUUAAAGUGAAAAGAAAUAAUUUCUGUUCCGUUAACUAAGCGCUUGGGAUGGACAAGAGGAAGGCUCAAUAGAACACAUCCGAAAGCCAUGAUGUUACCGUGACAUUACAGUGUUUUCUUCAAAUCACUCCAUUGCAAGAAGGCUUUCUGGUACAUUUCUUUGGCAGUGCAUCUACAAUAUGAACCCAUAUUGGCUUUGGGUUUCUCCAAAGAAUCCUAGGUGAGGGUGCUAAGAUCAGUAGUCCUCUUCCUCUUCAGAGAACUACAAGCCCCAGCAAUCAUUGGGGAGAAAUGUUAAAAUGCUUUAAGUCUCUAUUGCAGUUAUGUCCAAGGACCAAGGUGCCAGGAGUCUUGAUAAUCCAUCCCACGAAAGGCGUUACACUGCCAAGCAGCAAUUCCUGCGAUCUGCCUUGUCAACGUUUAGAAUUUUUCCUUGGCGAAUGUUUAUAUGUUGAGAUAUACAAUAUGAGUUGCAUCGGACUAAGUCAUAGAGUUGAUACACCACAAUCAGUGGGCAUUUAUUUCAGUGGGUCUACUCUGAAAAAAAAUCAGUCCAUUUGUUUCAUUGGGUUUACUCUGAGAAUAAUGCAAUGGGAUGCAACCCAAUAUAUUUAAAGGUCUUGUGUCUAGGAGCAAAUGACUGGAACCAUAAGUGUUCUUAGGGAGGUACGCUGUAUGCCUGGUCUAUGACUGCCUUACUCCCUUCUUGGCCCUGAUCCGUUGUGCAGCCCUAUGAUAAAUAACUGAAACCAAAAGCCAGCCCUACCUUGUCUCAUUUCACAUGUUUGUAUUGCUACCACCUUUCAUCUAGUAACCUCAGCACCACUGAAAGAACCACCCACAACCAAAACUUCCAUUAGUCAUGGCCAGGUAUUUGAUGGUGGUUGCACUUCGUGUCUACACAAGUUGGAUACAGAUAACCCUUUUGCCCAGUGUGGCCCUUCGAGAUGUUGUUGGGUUCUAACUCCCAUCAACCUCAGCUAGCAUGUCCAAAGGUCAGGAAUGAUGGGAGUUGUACUCUAGCAAUACCUGGAGGACCUUGCCCUAUACCUGCACCCAAAGUAUGUGCAAAAUUCCUGUUGUUUUUGUUCAGUCGUUUAGUCGUGUCCAACUCUUUGUGACCCCAUGGACCAGAGCAUGCCAGACACUCUUUGUCCAUGGAGUUUUCUUGGCAGGGAUACUGGAGUGGCUUGGUUCCUGCUCCAGGUGGAUCACGUUUGGUCAAAACUCUCCACUAUGACCUGUCCAUCUUGGGUGGCCCUGAAUGGCAUAGCUCAUAGCUUCUCUGAGUUAUUCAAUUCCCUUUGACAUGGCAAGGCAGUGAUCCAUGAAGGAGGCAAAAUUCCUACUUGGCAGAUUUAUCUUGGGGUUGUUUGAUCAUUUUAACUGGCAUCCAAGCUUUGAAGGCAGGACCUCAGGCAAUACCACCCACUCCUGUAUCCCUGUUCUAUUAUAUCUGCCUAAUCUGCAGAUUAGUAUGGGUUGACCUAAUGAUGCAAGUGCCCAUGUAAGUCUCCUAUUAAACCAGGCACCACAAAUAAAAAAACCUGCUUUGCAGCUAGUGGUAUGUGGGCCAAACGGAUAACAAGCACUGUCAUGGAUGCUUUAGCUGAGAUUCCUGCAUUGCAGGGGGUUGGACUAAAUGAAUCUCUGGUCCCUUCCAUGAUUCUAUGAACUUUCCCCCCUUUUCCCACGGCACCAGGUAGAUGAUUCUUCCCAGGAAAACCUAUUCAGUCGGCUAUGGAGCAAAAAACCCCCCGCUUAUGUCUCCCAAGGGCAUCCAGGGGUAUUCUCUGAUGACACAAUCAUCCAUCCAUCAGUGUAGAAUUGCAGCAGUUUAAUGCUGACCUGAGUCAAUUAGCAGAAGGUGGGAAUUAUGGAAACGAUAGACAGCAGAGAGUAGGUCUGUGGCUGCGUUUGUAGUUUUGAGUAAAGGCCGUAAGUCUUGGCCACUUCUUUCCCUAUUCCCCCAGAUCAGCCCAGCCCCACAAAAAGAGAAGGCACACCCAAAACUUGCUUUUCCAAGGGAUCCAGAUCAAAGCUGGUUUGUGUAUAAUUAAUCUGAGCCUUGAAAAGGGCAUAGAGCUGAAAGAGGAAGUGGGAAAGACUGUCACUUUUCCAACUUCCCCUCAAGGGGGCAAUGGGGGGUGGGUGCUCAGAGGCUUUGUAGCAGCCGGGGGAAGCCCUCAAGGGUGCUACUGCAGCCGUGAAUGCCGUGUUCGCAAUCCCUGAUACAAACAUUUACAUAAGAAGAACAAAACAUUCCCCUUUUGCUUCCAGGAUGCAAUGGGGAAGAUGAAGAAUGUUUACCUUUUUCCUUAGCGAUCAUGCAUUUGUACAAUCAUCCCACUCCCACCUUCUAUGAAUAACCACCAACAAACAGAGUUUUAAGAAAGCAGCAGUUCUUUGGAGAAAUGAAGCAUUCGGUUGAACCUUCCUUGACCAGUUCCCUUCUCUGUUUAGAAUACAUUGUACCCACAGUAUACAGGUACUGCUUCCAUUUCUCUGAUUUGAUACUGGAGGUUUAAACAAAGGCCAUUAAUGAAGUGCUGCGUUUUUUAUACAUAUCCAUGCAUAUGACCUAAUGCAUACCAGGAAGCUAUUAACAUCAACACGACCAUUUUAUUAACUUGGUCAAGUCCUAGUUCAAGCUGCAAGUCGAUGUACUUGGGAUUUUACUGCUUCUUGCGGUUUAAGAAUAAGCAGCAUACUCGGAGAAGCUUACCUUGUAUAAACAGCUUGCAUAAACCAAGGCUUGAGCUGGGCUUUUAAAAAAAACGAUUAAAAGCCGCUCUAGUGGCCUUUAAGCUGUAAAAUAAACAGAACCAAGAUAGACACGACAUUAAAUGCAUCUUCACGAUUGAUGCACAUUUUAAAAACGCACAUAAAAGCCACUGGAGUGUGGCAGACAAUUAUCAGGAUCUCAAGGAGGUGCAGAGGGAGAAUUUUGCCCUUUUCUCCCCUGCAACUGUCUCCAUGAAAAUUACUCCUUCGAAGGCGCCAUUACCCUUGAAAGUUGCAUUGGCACCAGUGGGAGUUUCCCUCCAAUGCAAAUAGCAGCUUCAGAGGAGUUGGGGUUUUUUUGGUCACAACUGUAGCAGAGGAAGAAAGAGUUAAAUUGUCUUUGCCUCCUGCUGUGCCUGGGACUUUGGGGUGAAGGAUGGGUAAUAAAUAACUAAAUAACUAAUUAUCAGCCCCCACCCUGCCUUCAAUGGCUGCACUUUUUUAAAAUGUGCACAUUAAAUGCAAAGACAAAUUUAGGAUCCUGUCUAGUUUGGCCCACUGGCUAAAGGACAAUUUUCCUGGCGAAGAGCCGGUUGCUUUUCUGAACAUGUUUUUAACAAGCAGUGCAUAGUUUUAAUAUGUGGUAAGGCUACAUUUGGUCUCUCUGCCCCACUUGCGAUAAUAUAAACAUCAUAGAGGUCACAGUGUUUUGGAGCUAGUCGUCUUGUGGAUUCUCAAGUCCAGAAGCAUUCUGUACUUAAAUGCAUUCGCCUCACCUCCUCAGUCAAUUAAUAGGAGAAAUGGACUCAUCUACUGUGAGCCUUAAGAUCACUGUACUCAGGGUGUAUAGAAGCUUUAAAGGCCUCUCUAAGGCAGAGGAAGCCCACAGAAUAUAUAGCUUAUUUUGUAAAAUAUAUGAAAGGACAGUUGUAAAACUUGCAAAAUUGAUCCU
Molecule: messenger RNA, 75975 nt
Organism: Podarcis lilfordi (Lilford's wall lizard)
Lineage: Eukaryota; Metazoa; Chordata; Lepidosauria; Squamata; Lacertidae
Source: the annotation of a GenBank genome assembly